Molecule: messenger RNA, 45844 nt
Organism: Cinara cedri
Lineage: Eukaryota; Metazoa; Arthropoda; Insecta; Hemiptera; Aphididae
Source: the annotation of a GenBank genome assembly
GGGAACCCGGUAAAAAUAAAUCAAUACUAUGACACAACUUCGUUGUAAAUUAUUCUUACUCGCAAAUGAAUAAUGGUUAUAAUUGAAAAUAUCCGCUGUACAUGAAUAUAGAAUGUCUUACCAUUCGUAAGUAUGCUGCCUGAAGUGGAUGGUAUUGAACAGUUGUACAAGCGAUUUUUCCAGGAAGCUCAAGAAUUACCUAAGUGAGUUUCCCACAGCUAUAAUUGUCGAUUAUUUUGUUUUAUAUAUAUAUAUUAUUUAUUAUUAAUACAUAAUAUAUGUGUUUUAAUAGGAAACCACACGUUAAAAAGAAUUCUCAUAAAGUCCAAAAAGGAUCAAAACUCUACAAGGUAAUUUACAGUUGUUAGUAUUAGUUAACUGUAAAUUCUUACUAGUUUUUUCUCUUGGCAGGAUGGCGGCUGGACUAUGUAUGUAUCUGGAAAUGCUUCUUCAUUUGCCGUACUAUCUGCUGCUCGUUAUGCUGUAUUUGAUAGACAUGCAAAGAAGUCUGACGAAGUGUAUUGGACCUCUUCGUCAGCUCCAAUAUCCCCCAAAACUUUGGGCCGAGCGCUACAAUCAUCUAACAAUGGACAGGGGCUUUCAAAUUCUGAAAUUGUUAUUCCUAAGGUUAGUAUAUAUGCCUAUUAAUGAUAACAUAUAGUAAUAGUAAUAAUUAAUAGUAUUGAAUUAAUACAAACAAAUCAAAUUUAUGAUUUUUAUUUUUAGGUAGUAGGUAUUGGUAUACGUAGUGUAUUUGAAUUGAUCAAAGAAAGUAGAGUUUCCUCUCCUGAUAUAUGCACUAAAGCUUUGAUGGCUUUAUUAGAUAUUAUUCAGUAUCAAUCACCAGAAGCUUUAAAAGAUGAGCCAUCUGAAGUUAUAGGUAUGUUCAUCUUCAUGAAAAAAUGAUAUUACACAUUUUCUAAAAGUUUUAAUAAAAACAAUGAUUAAUACAUUUAUAGAUCCAUUAUAUGAGCUUUUAUUGGAAAUGUCAAUUGGAAAUCAUGAGAAUGGUACUUAUGAUUUUAAAGCGAUUUCGUGUUCUUGUCUUAUUAGUUUAAUAAUAAUUAGGGGAGAUACUGGUAAAAUUCUAAGCACUUUGACAACAUUACUUAUGUGCCCGUUGAAUGCAUCUCCUAAAAAGAUUAUUGUAAGAUAUUUAAUUUAUACAAAUAAUUCAGAGUAAUUAAUUAAGACGUUUUUGCUAUAGUUACCAAAAGUAUUAACUAGUUUGCAAAAAUGUGUUCGUGUUCUUACACAUGGCGAUUAUGAAACACCUAAUUGGAUUUCCAAUGGAGUGCCAAAAUCAUCAGAAAUUGUAACAUUAAAUUUGAAUUAUUUAAAAAGUAUGUACAAUUUUAUUCCAUUUCAAUAUUAACUGAAUGUACCAUGAAGUUAUGAUUUAUUUUUAGAUGUUAAGGGUCUAGCAUGUGAUGGAGAUUAUUUGUAUACAUAUUCAGAAUAUGGAUUUCAUAAAAUCGGUACUGGUUUUGGAGGUACAGUCAGUGGACAUCCGUAUGUUAAAGUAGCACGUAUACCAAGUAAUUCAUUACAUACCACUGAUGUUUGUCUGGGGUUCUAUCAAGUAAGUAUAUGUUAUUUAAAAUUGUAUUAUAUUACCUGUUAAGUACUUAUUUUAUAAAUUAUUUUAUUGUUCUAGAAAAUUUUAUAUUUAAAAGUCAAUAAUGGAAAUCAAUCUAGUAAUCACGAAAUUGAGUUUUUGGAUAGAGAUACAUUUAAAAAAUUAGGACGUGUUCAACUAGAUAAUUCAGUGAUAUUGGAUACAUCUUGUAAGCCUGUAUUUAAUGAUAAAGAUAGAUUAUGUUUCCUUGAUCAAUCUGCUGUAAGUAUUUAUUGUUAUUAUAAUUAUAUAAUAUGUUAGAUUAGAUACUGUACUUUAAGCUUGUAGAUAUUGUUUAAAUGGGUAUUGAAAAAUGUUUAUUUUUUGCAUGGAUAAUGUCUGUAUUUAAAUGUUUUUAAAAUUGUAUUGUUACAAUAGUUAUUUCUAAUAGCUAUUGUAAUAACACAAUAGUUAUUCUUAAUAGCGAUAUAGUUUAUAUAUUUAUAAUGAUUAGUUUUUUUUCUUUUAUUGAUUAUUUUAUGUUCACCGCAAAAAAUGAUACAGAACGCAUUUUUCUAUGAUCCAUACAAAUUAUAAAAUUUAUGUUAGACAAAAGUAUUGAAAUAUUUGAACUAAGAAAUGGAUAAGUGUACCUAGUUGUUGAAUGAUUAUUGGUUUAGAUAAUUUUUAAAUUAGGUUAAUAUGUGUGUUUAAUAAAUUAUACAUAUUAUAUAUUUUAUUAAAUACAUUUAAUAAAAUAUUUAUAAUAAUUGGUUCAUGUAAAAUCAUAUUUAGUAUAGAAAUUCAUAAAAUACAAAUACAUAAAUUACUCUUGUAUAUUUAUACAUUUUUUCAUAGAAUAACUAUGUGAUUAAAAGUAUUGAUCCAAGUACUGGGAAACUUGUUAAUGAAGUUCCUCUUGUAUUAAGUCGUCGUAAUGUACGAAUUUAUGGUGUGUCUGAUCUAUGGGAUUCCAUUACAGCUGAGAGUGCUAUUAACAGUGCUACCGAUGAAGAAGUUACUUCUGUUGCAACUUUAAAAGACAGCUUUAUUAUAUCAAUAAAGUCUGGAAAAGUAAGUAGAAUAAUAAGUUGAAAUAUUAAUUUAUUCUGUAUUUUAUUCUUUGAUUAUUUUAUUAGGCAAUGCAAUGGUCAAAAUCAAAUGGACAAAGUGUUCUGAAUUGUUAUCGUUCUGUAUGGUCAGAGUUAAGUUUACCUAACCCAUGUAAAAUUGUGAAAGUUGCAGCCGGCCACGAUGGCUUACACUGUGUGUUACUCAGUGAUUCAGGAUCAGCUUAUUUCUUAGGAGUUUCACGGCGUGGUGAAGAUGGUGAUCAUGGAAGAUAUAGAAAGCAACCUCGAGUAGUGAAGCCUAAAAAGAUAGCUAAAUUAGAUGGACAAUUUAUUAUUGAUGUUGCCUGUAAUAACGGUACAACAGCAUUAGUGACUAAAGAAGGUCUUUUGUAUAUGUUUGGAAAAGAUGAUACUUAUUGCGAUACUCAUACAGGUGAAUAUUUAAAUUCAUAAUAUGAAUAAUAAAUUAUACUUAUCAAUAUUAUUUACAGGUCUUGUAAAAGAUUUAAAGAAUGCUAAAAUAGUGCAAAUAGCUUUAGGUAAAGCACAUGCAAUUGCUUUAAGUGCUAAAGGUCACGUUUAUAGUUUUGGAAUAAACAAUAAAGGGCAGUGUGGACGUGAUAUAUGUACCCCUCAGAUUAAUAAAAACAGUUGAGUUUUAAUGAAUAAUAAUACAAUUUUAUAUUAAGUAUUAAUAUAUAAUAAAUAAUGACAAAAUCAAUGUGUUGGUGCAGAUUAUCCGGAAAUAACUAAUAUUGAACCAGCAAACCAAAAGAAUUCUGCUAACGAACAGGGUAUAUUUGAUGAAGACUGUGAUGACAAUAAACCCAAUGAAGAUAUUUGUAAACCAGGAAAACACAACUGGAAACAUGCCAUAUGCAUGGUUUGUACAGUAUGUGGGGAAUGCACAGGAUAUAGCAUUAGUUGUCUUAGUAGCAUACGGUCCAAUAGAAAAUCUGGCCAGUAAGUAUAAAGAAAUAAUUAGGGUUUAUAAUUGAUAUGGCAAUAUAUUUGUUUUAUUUGUUGAGUAUGUUAAGUAAAUAUAGUCCUAAUAUGUUUAAAUAUUUGAACCUUGGUGUAUAGUUGCACUUGGUUAACCAGUAUUAAAAAAAAAAAUGAAGUACAUUUAAAUAUUUAACUUUGAUUUAUUGAACUAAACAUAAUUUGUUUUAAAUAUCUUGUUAUUUUUACUAAACAUAUUGUAUAUUGGGUAUAUUUUUUUAUUUUUAAAGUAUUAUGUGCAUAUUGUUUUUUUUUUUUUUUUAACGAAUACUAGCCUAGUCAUCAGUAAUAAUGUAUACACUAUGCUUUUGAUUUUAUUUUAUUUCGAUAAAUUCAAGAAGGGAAAAAAUAUAUUUUUAGGGAAUGUGGCUGUGGCGAAGGAGAUGCUGGAUGUUCUAUUUGUGGAUGCUGUCGUAUUUGUGCUCGAGAAGUUGAAGAUAAUUCAGAAUUAGCUAUACUUGGACCAAAUGGUGCCGGAGAUAAUGGAGGAAUGAUGAGACUUGAUGUUAUAUUUGGUAUUGGAGGUAGGAAUAUUCAAUUUAUUUUAUUUUAUUGUUUUUUUUUUUUUAUGAUAUUAAACUAAUUAAGGCAUAUUUUAUUAAUUGAUAAUAACUGCUUCACCCCAGCACAAAUUUUAACUUAAAUGCAGUACUGUAAUAUCUUAAUAUUAUAUUUACUUAUUCCUUACCUUAAUUGUAUAAAAUCUUGGUACAAUCAAUUUAUUAUUAUCAGAUAUUAAAAUAUUACAAUUUUACUGGUGAAGGAAAUAAUUCAUAUAAAUAUGAUAAAAAAAAUCAGUAUUCCUUGAUAGUUCUUAAACUGUUUUAAUUUUAUCUAGUAGUAAUUGUUUGAUUAAGGCCCUUCUCAAAAAAAAUGUAGUUGCUUGUAUACUUAAAGUCUAGGUAAUUAGGUGACUGAAGUUUCCAGUUAUCCUCACAUACAGUUUAUUAAAAUAGUGUCAACUUGGGAUUUCACUGAAUGUUUUCAGUAUUUCAUAUAGUUGAUUUGUUUAUAUUAUUUUUUAAUAUUUGUAAUGUCUUUAAGUAGUGAUUCUAGCAGUGAUGAAGGUAUUGUUCUUUACCAUCAUUAUAAAUCUGUGAGUUUAACUUCAACGUCUACUUCACUCCAUGCUUUGUCCAUCAUGUUUUUUCUCGAAUAGCUUUUUAACAUGUAAUUGUAUAGUUUGGUGUGCUUUUCUAUUUCAUUGACAAAAUUUAUAUUAAAAUUUUACUCGAUAAUGUAAAGAUAAAAUUAUCACAAAAUUAAAAUUAUAUUACAUAAAAUACAUUAUUAAAAACUCGGGCAAUUCUGGCAACUAGAAAAGCGAGGAGAUUUGUCAAUUGUUCAGUUGCGGCAAUUUCAGUGACAUCAUCUACGCUAUUUAAAUAUGCAUGUUCAGUCGCCUAGUAGCCUAAUCUCCUAAUAUCCAAGCAACUAUAGUUUAUUUUGUGUAUCAUCGUGUGAGGAGGGCCUAAUAGUUAAUUGUUUUCAAUUUUGUAUGUAUUUUGAAUUUAUGAAUAAAGAUAAAGUAAGUACACAUCAAGAAGCAAGACUCGAUGAUCAUUUAAAAAAACGAUUGAAUAAACGUGAACAACGACAAAAACGGCAUUUAGUAGCACAACCAGAUUGGUCCAGUGAUGGAAAUAUUGAUAGUAAUGUACAAACAGCAAAUAAUACAAACAUUCAUUUUCAAUCUCGUAAUAGUAUUUUAGCCCGAAGUUUCAUUGGUAUGAAAAUAUAUUUAGAACAUUUAAUAUAUGCUUGAUAAUGUUUAAAAAUGUUUAAUUCAAUAGAUGAUUCAGUUAACAAUCCAGGAAGUGAUAUAGAGAGAGAUACUGCUAGAGUGACUAUUCUACCCCCAGCACGUGUAUUUUUACCUUCUGACUGCCCAGUGGUUCAAAUUAGUUGUGGUUUACACCAUACAGGUAUACUUUUAUAAUAAAAUAUGUCGAAUAAUUUACUUACAAUAAUUAUAUGGUGCUAUUUUAUAGUAUUACUACUGAACAACGGGAAAGUGAUUACAUUUGGCAGUAAUUCUAAUGGACAACUUGGGUGUAGUCUAUCACUCACUAAGAAAGGCCCAACUAUAUUGAAAAUACCGCGUUUGAAGAACCCAAUUAUUAGUGUAUCAGCUGGCAGUAACCACACUGCAUUAGUUUCAAAAGAUGGCAAACUUUAUACUUUUGGCAGUUAUCUAGUAAAUAGUCAACAUUUUAUCUCUAAUGUUAGGUUUAUUGUAUACAAAUGAUUUAUUUAUAUAAUAAAAUUAAAGAAAAGUCAACUUGGCCGUGACAGUGGAUGUAAUCAUGUACCAUUAAGUGUUGAAGACAUAAAUCCACCUCAUACUAGAAGAGCAAAAGUUGUUAUGUGUUGUGGUGAUCAGACAAUUGUAAAAGUAGAUGAGGCAUUAAUUAAUAGUAAAAUACUGUCUAUAGCUGCUAACAAUGAUACUAUUUGUAAGCAUAUUAGAUUUGAAACAAUUUGUUUAAAUAUAAAUUAUUUUAAUUUACUACAAGCUUACGCGAUUAUUUAAUUUGUAUUAAUAUUGCAUGUCCAAUAAUCAGUGGUGAUGACUUCAAAUAAAUGCUUAGCUAUUAACAAACAUGAUGGUACAUGUAACAGUUAUUCUGGAAGUAAUCAAAUACAAUUUGAUGAAAAACAUACUGGAAUGUGGUGCUUUGACUUGUUAUAUAAUAACUUAUGGCAGUGAGUGUUUUAAUAUUAUUACUUUUAAUUAACACAAUAAAAAUAUAUACUAGUAAAGUUAUUACUUAUAAGUAUGUUCAAUAAUAAUAGAAUGUUUAUAUUAAUUUCAGUAUUAAUGAUAUAAGUGAAAAAGUGAUAGUUACUUGUUACAAUGUGAAUAACGCGUGCAAGAAACAUUAUGAUAGUUGUUCCUUAUUGAGUUAUGAACUGGCAUUGCCACCCACUGCUGGGAUUUCAGUGUCUAGAAUUCAAGUUUUAAUCAAUUUACUUAUGUGCAUGGAUAUUUUAGCUCAAAAUUCAUCCAUGUUUCCUAUUGGUAUUGCGUCAUCGUCAAGUAACAUACCAGUUUCAUCAAAUACAGUUGAGACAAAAAAAGAAUAUUUACACAUCAAUCGAUUUGCAAGUAUGUGUAAUAUACAAAAUAAUUAUGAUAUAAUUAGUUAAAUUAUUAGCUCUUAUAAAUAUGUUUUUGUUUUAGGUUUGGGUGGUGGUUGGGGGUAUUCUGGACAUUCAGUUGAGGCUAUUCGUUUCUCAGUUGAUUGUAAUAUUUUAUUAGUAGGAUUUGGUUUAUUCGGAGGAAGAGGAGAAUACUCUGUUAAAUUAAAGGUAAAAUUAAUUGAUUUAUUAAUUUGUCUGUCAAAUAAUUAAGAUGUAUAUAAAUAGAUUUUUAAAAUGUAUAUUUAAUAAUUUUAAGUUUAAUGGAAACAUAAAUAUUAAUUUAAUUUACAUUUUACAUUUAACAUAUUGUUUCAAAAGUAAUUUGAAAACUCAGUUUCAAAGUGAUUUAAUUUAUUUUGAACAUACUAUUUGUUUAUUCAUUGAAAAUAAAUAAUAUUUAGUUGUUAAAAAAUAAAAAUAAAAUUGUGUAUACUAGCUUAAUAAUUAUUGUGCUAUGUUUAGCUUUAUGAUAUUGGUUUGAAUGGAGGUGAUCAAGAGUCUGAUGGCGAACUGAUGGCUGAAACUGACGAACUUAUGUAUGAAUGUUCUCCUAGACAGAAACAUCCAGUUUUAUUUGAUGAAUCUGUUGCUCUUUAUGUAAAUAUUAUUGUAAUUAUAGGUUAUUUAAAAUAAUAUUUAUUGUUGUAUAUUAUAUUUAGGCAAAUCGAUGGUAUGUAGCAUGUGCUAGAAUAACCGGGCCAUCAAGUGAUUGUGGUUCCAGUGGAAUGUGCAGUGUUACAAGUGACGAACAGUAAUACAAUUAUAUUAAUAUACCUAAUUAAAUAAUUAUUAAUUUUAUAUAUAUUUGUAUGUAUUAGGAUAACAUUUACAUUUAAAUCAUCACGGAAAUCAAAUAAUGGUACAGAUGUAAAUGCUGGACAAAUACCAGAAAUAUUAUACAAAACUGUUAUUCCUGAUUCACUGUCAAUAUCAACUAUACAUACAUCAAAUACUGAUAUUCACAUUUUAAGUGAUUCGUUUUCUCACUCUGUCAAUAAGGUAAUUUAUUUUUUAUUAUUUAUAUUUAUAUUGUAAACAUUGAAUUUACAAGGUGAAUAAUGUUUGGUACAAAAAAGGGGAGGGUGAAAACCUAUUCAACUAAAUAAACUAUUAAACAUAGUUGAUGACAUAAAUUGUUUACUUACAUUUUAAUUAAUUAUAGCUAAGGUUAGAUAUUUUUAAUUUUAUAUCAAUUGCAUUUUACUUAAAAAAUAACUUUAUUAAUGGUAAUUGACAAUUGUCUUAAUUGAUGACUGGCAACUUUGAUAAAGACCACACUAUUUAUUUUAUUUUAUUUAUAGUUUUGUAUAGCAUGUUUAAUAUUGUAUAUUUUUAUUUGACAGAAAAUUUAAUUAAGCUUUAAAAUAAUUUAUUAAUAACAUGAAAUCUUUGAAAAUUAAAACAACCUUUCUAAUGUAAAAUGUUUAACCAAUAUGAUUUUUUAGUGCUUAUUUUUAAUUAAAGAUAUCCAUCUUUAUAGAUAUAAUAGACAUUUUUUCCAUUUUUAAAAAGUUUUUUCUGGAAUUUAAAAUUAAACUUUAUUGUAAAAACAAUAAAUUUGGUUCAAAAUUUAAAACACCAUAAAGUGCUCAAAUAAAAUAAACCAUGAUAAUAAAUAAUUUUUGUUGGCACAUUUGAUUUUUUUUUUUCAUGAAUUAUUAAAAUUGAAAUUUUAUAUUUAGAAAUUUAAUACAUUGAAAAUAGUAUUAUUCAAUUAUGUUAAAAUAGUUAAUAUACUUUUAAAAUUAAUAUUAAUCUCUGUUUCUUCAGGAAUGUUUUAAUGCUUUGAUAAUACUUCUUCGUUGGUCAUGGACAACAAUUAACAAACAUACUUCUGAAAUGUGUCUUCCUUCUUCACAACAAAAUUAUUUUAUGGAUGUAUCAAAAAAAGAUACUACAUCUAUUAGUGAACUGAAACGGUUAAUGUUUAUAAGUCAAUCUUGUUUUCGGUUGCUUCGUUCUUAUAUACAUGAGAUAUAUCCAGAUCAAGGUACUAUUUAUUAAUAAUUGAUAACUGAAGUAUAUGAAUGUAACUAAUUGAAUUUUGUUUUAUACUUAAUGCAGUUGAUAAAAUUAAGGUACCAGAAACUGAAGCUCUCGCUAGUUGUGUAGUUGAAGUCCGGCAACUUUUGCAAAAAAUACUAUCAGAUUUUCGUCCACAUGAUGUAUUAAAAAAUAUAGACCGUAUAUUCAUAGAAAAUAAAGGUAAUAUUAUUGAAUAUAAUAAUUUUUUAAGGCAUACAAAUCAUUGAUUAACGAUUACAUAUUAUAUUAAAAAAUUAACUUAUAGUUAACUCCUUAUUUCCUUUUUCUUUUGUCAUAGCUUUUCUCUAAGAGUUUGGGCUACCACUACGUAUCUUUAUCUACCAUUUCCUUCAAAUAUACCUAAAGUAUCCUGCAUUGUGGCUUUUUUCCUUAAAUCACCCAUUCGAAAACUGCUCUUUAAGUUAAUUUUCGUUUCAUCAUAUUAUACGAUCUGAAAACUGGAUUCUUUGUCACUUGUUAAAGUUAUCAGUCCCAUAUUCAUCACUCUUUGCAGUACCCUAUUAUAUCUUUUUCACCAAAUUCUUCUUUAGCCACAUUAAGUUUUAUAUUAAUUAUAGUCAUCAAUAUCAAAGUAAAUUCAUUUUCAAAAAAGUAUUGAUCUACUCGUUUAUAUAUAAUUACUAACAAAAUCAAAUUUUUAAUUGAUUCUUAAAAUUGUUAAACCAAUAAAAUAAUUGAAAUUUUUUUUUUAUUUACUUAAAAAUAAUAAAUAUUAAUUUUUAUUAACAAGUUAUUAAUAACAAAAUUUAAAUUUCUUUAAUAAUUCGAGAGUUGGUUCUAAGCUAUUAUAUUUCCUUAUAAGUAAAAAAAAUUAAUACAGUAAAUUAUUUUAAAAGUCAUGGAUGUUUUUCUAGAUUAUGAUUGUUACAUACAUUUUUAAUUUAGUUUUUGAUUAAAUAGACUUUAUUAAAAUAAAUUUUUCUAUUUUCCUGAUAGUUUUCUUUAAAAUUAUUAAAUUUUUUAUAAUUUUGGUCAUUUUGUUGUAAUUUAAAAAAUAAUUAUAUGUAUAUUAAAAAUUGUAUUUAUUAUGCAAAAAAUAUUGUUCAAAAAAUUUGUUUACUUAUUUAGGCAGUUUAUUUAGGCAGGCGUUGUGUUUUUUAGUACAUUAAUUUUAUAAAUACAUUUUUUAGAUUUGAUUUAUUUUUGUUUUAUACAGUUUGAUUUGUUAUUAUUAAUAUUGUUUAUUAUUCAGCCGAUAUUUGUGUUUGGUUACUACUUCUUUAAAGUGACAACCUAUAUUUGUAUUUCAUAUUUGAAAAGAUAAUAUUAUAAAGUUUAAUAAGUAUAUAUAUAUAUAUAAAAAAAACACAAUAUUUUAUAUUCUAUACCAGUGGUUCCCAAAACUUUUUCGUCUAACGGCGCCUUACUUGUAGAGAUAUUCAAUUUAAUAACUAGGUACCUAAUUAACAGAUAAAAAUAUUGUCAUUUAUAUAUUACAUUAAUCAACUUAACACACUAUUCAAAUUAAGAUUUUUUUUUUUAAAGGUAUUGAUUUUUUGAAAGAGUAAUUUUAAAAAUAUUUUUAAGCAAAGAAGUAUUAUUUAUAAAAUCAUACAAUUUACAUUGAUUUCAAUACCUUCAAUGUUUUGAAUUUAAAAGGAAAUUGCUACCUGUAUAUUUUACUGUCUCAGUUUAACUAAUAAGCAACUUAGCAAACAAUAGGCACAUUUAUUAGAAUUAAAAUUGUGGUAUUUAAAUUCAAAUUAAAUUUUGAACGCAAAUAAAGACAAUUUAUAGAGGAGAAUAUUUUUAAGUGUAUCUCUAAUUUUAAUAAUUCUAAGUUAACAGUUUUGUUUUUUGUAUCAUUUAUUUCAAUUAUAAAAUAUGGGUUUGUCCCAUUGUGAUAAACUGAAAACAAUUAUUUAUCAAAGUGUGAAGACUGUACACAGAGUACAGUAAGUCAGACUUUGUAAGUUACAGAAACUUACAAAUUACAGUUAAAAAUUAAAAUAUCAUCCAUACUGAUAUUUAAGUAAAUAGAUAAAUCAAUUUUUAAAAUAAUAGCUUUUAUAAUUUAAACACACAAAUUAUACAAAAUUAUAUUAAUAUUACCUGAAGUAUUUUAACUUAAUAUAUUCCAGCAGGUAAUGAAGUAGUAAAGGUUAUGAUGUGUAUUAAAUGGUUGAAUCAAAUAUUGAAUGAAUGCCAUUCGACAUUUAUAUCUUGUUACCAUGCAUUUUAUCCUUCACCUCAACUGAAAUUGUAUUCUCUCUGGGAUCUUCUGAUGGAUAAGAAAAAUGUAAGCUAUUUUUAAAUAAAAUUAUUUUUUGAAAUUGUAUUUAUUUUGUUAAAUUCUUCUAGAUUGAUCACAAGAAUAAGCUUUUAACUGCUGUAGUGGCUGCACUAUGUAAUACAACAUUUCGACUUCGGGAUCUUAUGCCCAUAUUAAAACCAACAAAGCUCAAUGAGAACACCGGAACAUCAGAUCAAGAUCACCAAUAUUAUUAUCCAUUAUUGAUCAAUGCCACUACAUCAGCGACUCAUACUAAUUUAAAAAACGAACCAAAUUGGGACAUAUUGCUUACCCAACUUUUAGACAUUAUUGCUUUGCCGGUACAAAAUGCAAUAUCAAAUGGAAAAAAGCCUGAUAAUGAUUUAAAAUCACUUUCCACUAACUGUUCUCAUCUUGUUGCAAGGAUUGUAGCUGAACUAUCUUCACAAGCUACCUUAUCUGAAGUAGUAGAGAAUAUGAUUUAUUUCUAAAUAUUGAGCACAUAAAUUAUGUAAUUUAUAUUUAUGUUAUACUUUUAGGAUGGAACAGAAAUGGUUAACGAAAGAGAAAUAUUGCUAACUACUCCUUCUCGAUUCAACAAAAUCAAUCAAACUAAAACGUGGAAUGCUGGUAAUGGAUCACCUGAUGCUAUUUGUUUCUGGGUCGAUCGUGCCGGAAUUGCUAUUGCUGGUUGUGGUGUGUUUACUGGCAAUGGAAGUUAUGAAUAUGAACUUGAACUGCUGGCAGAAGUAAUGAAAACAAAAAAUUGAUAUUAAAAAUAUGUUUUAAUAAUCAACUGAUUAACUAUCAAAAUUGGUUAUAUUAUAAUUUUUGUAGAAAAAUCAAUUGGAAUUUGACGAGCCACAUGGAAACCGUUGGAAAAGUUUAAUUGUAACUAGAGGAUCAUUUGGACCUGAAGAUAGUUCUUUAAACUAUAUUGCAGAUCUGAAGUUUGAUUAUCCUAUACGAAUAAAGGUAAAAGUUGCAUUCGUUUUUAUUUAUAGGAAGAUAUACUUAAGUUUAAUAAUUUAUAACUGAACAGGAAAAAGUAAAGUAUGCAAUUCGCUUAAGAAAUUAUGGCGGUCGAACAAAUAAUGGUGAUAUGGGGGCUAGUUGUGUAAAAGGAUACGACAAUACACUUUUUUCAUUCAAUACGUGCUCAUUGAGUUUAAAUGGAACCACUCAAUCACGUGGUCAAAUACCGAAUAUUUUAUACUAUAGGUAACAUAUUAUGAAGUGUGUAAAUAAUUGUUGGAUUGAUUUUUAAUUUAAAAUUUGUUUUUGCCAGUAACAGUCAUGAUAAGAAUUGUGAUUUUGAGAGAAAAAUAUGUAAUAAAUUUAAAGCUCGAGAGAAUACUCUGCAAUUGUUAACAACAGUUGUGGAUAAAUCAUUGGAGUUAAUAAAUAUGGGUGCUGAAAAAAUUAAAAAAGAUCCACAUGUAUAUAAAUAUUUAGGUGAAUCAGCAAUUGUUAAUGUAUUGCUUCCAUUAGUGCUAGCCCAUAUUGGCCCACUGACUUCUUUUUCUAAAGAUGCAAAGGUUUGAUAUCAAGCUUUAAUUAUUAUGUAUGACAUGAUAUUAUAAUACUAGAGUAUUUAUUAAAUAUAAUUUGCAUGUAUUAUCCAUUUUCAGAGUGCUAUUCAUGUUUUGGAUCUCAUAAAUAAGUUGUUGCCUGCAGUGACAUCUAUUAAUUUGUAUUCCAGUAACAAAUUAGACAUAAUGCAUAAAGAACUAAAUGAUAAAUUAGAUGGAUCAAAACAGCCAGGAAAGUUGAAAUCUUCCAAGACUGAAAUCAGAGAUUACAAAUGUAUGACAACAUCUCAUCAUUAUGCAUGGGUUGAAAGUGAUCAUCCAUAUAAACCUGCCACUGUGUCAAAUUACAAGUAUAUUACCAGUUUAUUAUUAUUACUAUUAUUAUUUAUUGAAAAGUUAAAUUUUUUAUGUUACUUUUUUUUUGUUAGAGUUAAAUUUCCAAAAGAAGUUAAAUGGUUGUGUCUAGAGUUUGACCCUCGGAGUUGUACUGCACAAACUGAAGAUUCAUUACAACUUUACAUUCCAAAUUAUCGAGAUUUUACUGACGAUGAUAACAAACAUGUAGUUACUACUCCUUACAUACCAGUUUUGAAAAAAUUUAGCAAUGAACCAUUGGAAUGGCCUUUUGCUGCUGUAAUGCUGCCCGGUAACAAUGCUAUAGUUUAUAAAAGUUACAAAGACUAUUUUAUUAACUUUGUUUGUAAUUAAUUUAGGAAAUGAAGUCAUGUUUUCAUUGGAAACCGCAUCAGAUUAUCUUAAGAACGAUCGAAUUUCUCGGUAUGGUUUUCGUUGCCUUGUUAUUGGGUAUGAGGUAGAAGAACUAAGUAAAUAUCAAGGACUUGGUUAUGGUCUUGUUCAUUUGGAAACAGAACUUUCAUUUCUCGGAGGCAUGUGUGUAUCAACACUUCUAAAAUGCGAUAUUAUUUUACCCAAUGGUAACAACUUAAAAUAUAUAUUCCUUGUUGUUAUUUAAGAUUUUUUAUUUAAAUACAUUUUCAGAUGAGACAACACACAGUUUAGAACAAGAUUCAGUGUCAGUUGCUGACCAGAUAUAUUCUAAACAUUCAGGAUUGUUGAAAAAAGGAUAUUCAUUAGCGCCAUUCCUUAACAUUCAGCAGGUUAUGGACGGUGUUUUGCCAUUAAGGUAAGUGAUUAGAAUAUUACAUAAGUAUUGCAUGUUUAAAGUCUACAAGGAGAAAAAAAUAAAUGUAAUUUAUCAUUGAGUUUGUUGGGCAAAACAAUACACUAACAGGAACACCUAGAGAUUGGUGUUUUUGUUACUAGUGUAGUAUUCACAUUUUGUUAAAACUUGAACUGUUAGACUUACUAUUUGAAUGGAAACUUAUGUAACUUCAGAGUACUCCUUAAAAAUUUACACAAAAUUGAUUGGCUUUAAGUAAAUGAUUAAAAAUUGUUUUGUUAAAGUUUUAAAAUAGUAUUAUUGAUUAACCAGUCUUAAAGAAAAAAACAUUUUUUGCAACGUUUAAAGAUACCAGUAUUCAUGGCAACUAUUCAGAAAUAUCUUUUUAAAAUCUGAUAUCAUAAAAACUAAAGUUGAUCAAGUGUAAGUAGGAUUGUCGGAGCAAUAGGAAAUAGAAUUAAUAGGAUUAUAUAACUUUUCUUCCUGAUUAAUAAUUUCUUUGUUUUUAUUGAUUUAAAUUUCUUUUGAACUGUUUUUUAGUAUUGUCGGAAAGGUCUAAAGCAAAAUUCUUAUUAUAAUAUAAAUAUAAAUUAUUGUUUUAUCUUUAUUUUAAUGCUUUUUCUUCCUAUUUAUUUUUAUAAUUUUCAAAGCAAUUGUAUACAAAUGAUAUAUGAAUAUUUAUUUGUUUUCAUAAACAAAUAUUGUUUUCAUUUUUCGUUGUAUUAUAUAAUUGUCGUAAUAUCGAUAUUUUGGUGUUUUAUUAUUGAAUUCUGAGAGCAAUGAGGAAGUUAUUUUCAUUUUACAGUUUUCCAGGUUUAAGUUAUGUCUGUAUACUUAACAUAAACAUUUUUUCUUUCUAAUACAAAAUGUGUUUCAAAUUUUUCGUAUUAUAUAGGAUUGCAUAAGAGAACGAAAAUUGGCAAAUGUGGUUUUUUUUAUGUAAACAAAAAAUGAUUUUCGAAAUUUUAUGUUAGUUCCCGGAAAAGAUAGCCAAAAACAAUUAAAUUUAUAGUAGUAAUAUUCGUUUUUAAUUAAAUUGAUUUUCGUCAUGUGGUUUAUUUGUUGUAGAAACGAAAUAUAUUUAUCGAUUUUAUUUUUAGUAGCUAUUAUUAUUUUUAUAGACGCUGUUGAAGUUUUUACAACUUUUGUUCACAUUUUUGAACAUUUUGGCUUUCCAAAGCAUUUUAAAACGUUAAACCAAUCAGAGAAUUUUCGUUUUCUGGUUUAUGAUUUAUAAACUUUGGAAUUUUUGGUUUCGACCAUUCGAUAUUUUAACGAAAUUUCAAAUAUUCAUUAUUCUUACUAUACAAAACCGAGAAAAUCGGUUAAAUACUCAAACACAAUUAAUUAUUGCUGUGUGGUAAAAUUUGAAUUGCCGCGGUAAUUAUUACGAUAUAAUACCUGUUACUUCUCUUAUUUAUUUUUGAUUUUUUAAACCCGUACAGUUUUUCAAUUUUAAAAUUUGAAUACGACAUUAGAUUAAUUUUACCUACCUAUCUUUAUGUUAUAGUUACCUACACGAUAAUAAUUAAUAGUUACUACGAUAUGCGAUAAAUUGCAAAAAAGCUUUUCUUUUUCGUCUUGUUUAUAUAGUAGUUUUUUUUCGGAACUCAAUUAUUUGCAAAAAUAAUAUUACAUGAGCCCUGUUUAAUUUGAAAUUGUUUGGACUCUGUACAAGAUUUAUAUUAAACGAUGAGAUAUUAUAUUUUUUUCGGUUCGUAAAUCAUCACUACUAUUAUAGAUAGACAUUCUGUCUGUCUAAAAAUAUGCUAUUAAAAGAUAUGGAAUAAUUCGUUAUUACGAUGUCGGUUUCGAUUAUUCCUUCGAUUACGUCCAACGUAUUAUUAUUGUUAUGUUUUUAAUUGGACGCCGAUGUAGCCAAUUAUUUAGCGACUCGGUGUAAACAAACUCGAAUUCGUAUACAAUUCCUUGUUUCAUAUAUUAUCGUUAUUUUAGUAUGAUUUCGUUUAAACGAGUCGGAUAAAAACUCGAUAAGGCAGCAAUAAUAAUAAUAAUAAUAACAAUAAACAAAUACAAAGAAGCAAAAACUCUCUGUGCUCCGAGUUCUGUAACGUUUCUAUUACAAAAGGAAAUCAUAAGUAUCGUUUAUUGUUCUGAAGCAAAUCGUAUUAACUAUGUAUAAAUUGUAUAUUAUGUAAAACAUUCGGUUUAUGGUUUUUGUUGAACGGCGACUGAUGGCGAAAUAUACGUAUAAUAAUCGUAAAUCGUAAUCAUAAUAAUAAUAAUAAUAAUAAUAAUAUUAAUAAUAUUAAUAAUAAUAAUAAUAUUAAUAAUAUUAAUAAUAAUAAUAAUAAAUAAUAUAUACAGUAUAACAUCGUAAUAAUAUUAAUACUAAUGUUAAUUGCAGUCAGUCGUUAUUGGCUACAAAAUGUGUAUAAUAUUAUACAAUCAUAAAUUACAUAAAUAUAAUAAUAUAAUACAUAAUACAGAUACAUGAUAAUAAUUAUAAUAUUAUGUAAAAUCGGGGGAUAGGUCAAAAAAUAAAAAAUAUCGUAUAGGAGUGUUGUUAGGGUGUAUAGGAAACGCGGGUCGUUUACAAAUCGCUGGUCAACGGUAGCUGUUCGGUAUGUCUCUGCUGGCGGUAAUUAGUCGUCGACCUGUACGAUUGGUGAUUGCAGUCCGCGUUACCCGUGCGCUCCACGAUCACGUGCAACUCGGUCUCUCUGUAAGUCUUUCCCUCGGGCAUGACCAUCUGUCUGUGCUUAUUGUCGCCGCCAUCCUCGUCGCCGUCGUCCCUGCCGCCCCUGAGUAUCGAACGGGUUUUCUGUAGCGGCGACGAGGCCGGCACGUUGGUCCACUGGAUCCGUUUGCGCUUUCUGUACCACACCCAGUAAACGAGCGCGGCCGUCAGGGCGAUUACGGCGAUCACGGCCACGCCGCCGGUAAAGUGGAAACGGCCCAGUCCGGUGGCGUUCGCACCGCCGCCGCAGUGCUCCUCGUCGUACUGUUGUGCCUUGAUCAACCGCCCGGUGCCGUCGUCCGGCACCGCGCACCACGUGGCCUGUUGGACAAUCCACGCGGGCCGCUGAACGUUUUUCGGGUAAUUCGUGGCUAAAACUACUAGAUCGGUGAGCCACCUUGCCGGACAGCCGCAUUCCUUGCCCACGAUCAGCCAUUCCACGCGCGGCCGGAACCCAUUAGUAUUGAACACGAGGGCGUCGUUUUCGAACUCGGUUACCGUGUUGUUCUCGAACACAAACUCUUGAUAGUCGGACUCAGCCACUUUGUGCGCGUCCAAGGUAAUGGCCGCGAACGCUCCUCGCUCUAGCCGGCCGAACGCGUUGUCCUCGACGAACGCGGGCCCGCGGCACCGGAUCUCGAACGCGUCCGAUUGCACGCAGUCCGCCUUGCUGUUUUGUAACCGGAACACCUUAGGCCCGUGCACGCGGAACGCUAAGCCCCGGAUCGUGGAGAACACCACGUCCUCCAGCCGGAGCUCAUCGUGCACGGUGAGCUCGGUGAGUGUGCGACUGGGCACCGGAUGCUCGAAACGGCACCGCUUCAGUACGAACUCGUUGACGGUGAAUUUUUUGAACGCCUGCUGUUCGACUUGCCCGAACACCGUGUCCCGGAACUCGAUUCGGCUCACGGUUCCCGUCAGGCUGCCGAACGCGAACGGCCGGAUCGCGUCGAUUCGGACCCGGUCGAACGUUAUCGAAUGGAGCCGGCCGCGGAACGUCCAGCUGGGCACCUCCGGUACGGUCGUAACGUUGGUUAUGGUGAUGGUCAGUCCCCGGUGCUGGUGGUGCUGUUGACCCGGACCGCCGCCGCCGUUUUCCGACCACCCGAACGCCUCGUCCGCCAUUUCCAGUCGGCCCACCGAAUCUAUGGCCACCGUAAACAGCGUCUCUGCUCCGUCAAACGCCAUAUUGGACACGCGGACCUGGUCGCAAUGCGCCACGUCCACGUUGUUGGCCACCCGAGGCACGUGGCCCGGUCCUUGAGCUUUCAGCACGAGUUUCUGCGAAAAAAAAAAAAUAAAAAAAAACAAAACGGAUUCGUUAGUACGUGUAACCGGUACAGCGCGCGCGCGACGGAAUUCAUAUUUCGACGACACGUGUUUUAGGGCCCGCGAUCAGGUGCCGCGGUCGCGUGUACACGUCGGUAUAAUAAAUUAUCGUUUAUGCUCGUGUGCCGGUCGUCACGGUGUAUACAAUUACGGUCGCGGUCGCCGUACUAUAAUGUAUACAUAUAUAUAUAUGUGUGUGUGCGUACCGUCUACACGCAGCUAUACCGCGACUACGGUCAAGAAAAACAACAAUGGACCGCGUGGAUACCGCGAAAGGAUUAAAUCCGGUGCUCCCCCCUCUCCCGUCCACCGCCCCCUCCCCUCCGAUCCCUUUUGUCGACUCCGGGGGUUCUCUGUACCCGGCGCACGGUACCGUACACAAUGCGAGUGUGCCGUACGCGGAGUUCUCGAUGUUUUGGAUUAGAGGCGUAGGCGCGCGCGGCGCAAAAGUUUCGCACAACAAAAACACGCCGCGGCUAAGUGCCGCUGUUUCGGCGCGGGAGCCCCGACGGCCGAUCGGCCGACCGACGGGUACGCGGCGCAGCGCAGCGGGGCGACGGUCACCGCGCGGAUAAUUCCCAGAGUUUCGGGUCCGGCAUACACACACACAGACACACACGGAGGGGGGGAGUUUGUCGCGAAACACGAUCGUGUCGCCGGUUCCCUUUUGAAACCUUUGGCGGUCUCUGCCGGUAUCACCCCGUAUUUAUCCGAUUUUCUUUGCGGCCGUUGCAAACGCCGCCGUCGCCGCAAAACGCGCGCGCGAAUAUCAUUACCUGUGCACACGGGUGUGUACGGACGUUACCGGCUCGCCCCGCGUAUACGCGUGACUCGUGACUGCAAUACGCGAUCCCUCCCGCGGACCGUCUGCACGUUCCGGGUAAUGUCGCAUAGUGUCCGGGUGUCUGCGGUUUUAACGGCGCGCGUUUUAACGUUUCUAUUUUUUACGGGGGGGGGGGGGUGUUCUCUCUCUUCGCAAUACUUCGACAGCGACGCUCGCUAACAAUGACAUAUGCGUGUUGCAGUUGUGUACACCGAAAAUACGCGUCGGGCUCUACAUCAUUGAGGAUUUUUAAAAGUGACCCGAGCGCGCUCCUCUUAUUUUGUUCGCGUCCCGGGCUUUUGUCCCGAUCGAUCUUCACCCACCUCCCCCCACCUCCCAUCGCGGCCCGCGUUACAUCCACCUUCCCCCCCAAUAUUUAUUAUACUCUUUGUGCACGAUUUUUUCACUCUCUUCGACGCGCCCAUUUCUCUUCUCGUUAAUUAAUCGCCAUCGGAUAAUCAUCGUGUCGCCGCCGCGUCUCCGCUCUCGACUCGUUUCUUUAGGCGAAAAUAAAAGUAAAAAAAUACGUGUUAUAUAAUAUAUAAAUUUGUUGAACCGAAAAACCUGUCAUUAAAAUAAGCACCGAGAGAGCGGCAGUGCUUUUUUUUUUUUAAAAAAAAAAAAAAUAUUACUACGUAUAAAUAACCGCUUCCCCCUCUCAUUUGUAUUAUUAUUAUUAUUAAUGUAACGAAAUCUAGGCGAAUCUUAAAUAAAAAAACCAGCUUGGUGGAGGGUGAAAAAAAAUAUAAUAAAAAUAAAUAAUAAUAAUAAAAAAAAAAAAACCGAGGCGACACUUUUUUUUUUUUCUCUGUUUAUACGGAUACGUAUACAUUAUUUUUUCUCUUUUCGGAAAAGGUUACCGGCGCGCGGCGCUUAUACGCGAAACACGCGAAAAAGUAAUUUGUGUAGCGUUACGUUGAAAUUAUCGUCAACUGUGCGUUACGACACGCCCGAUUCCGAAAAAAGACCGGCGGCGGAGGGACCGAACGCAUUUAAAUGGCAAUUUCGAAAAUAUUAUUAUAAUAAUAAUAAUAAGAAGCGACCGGGUGGGGGGGGGGGGGGGUUGAGGGAGAACGCGCCUUCGUCGCCGUCGACGAAAAAAAAAAAAAAAAACCCGAGCACCUGUUCCCCGUCGGGGAAAAGCGCCCGGGAAAAGUUUUUUCCCGCCGCGGUACAACGACAAUAAUUACAAUAUUAUCGUUUAUUCGCUCGCGUCACGCGUGAUUUACGGGAGCCGGGGGCGGACGUCUCUCUCUCGACGGGCCUUGUUCGCGCGUUCGCCGGCAUUCUCCCCCCUCCCCUCCCCCCCUCACGCACGGCGGUCGACGCUGUUCGGUACACCGUCGUAUGAUUCGUACCUGCGAUUCCUGCGGCACUCUCCGGCAAUCGCACCGGACCCGCGUCUGCGCCUCAUCGCACUCGCAUUGCGGCGUGUCGCACAGGGACUGUGCGCUGGCCCCGCGGCCGCCGCCGAGCGCCGCGUGCGCCAGCACCGCGGCCGCGGCCAUCAGCGUCCACAGCGGGAACGGCGUCAUGGUGCGCCGUAGUCCGGGUUCGGCUCCGGCCGCCGGUCAUCUCGGCCACCGGCCCAUUUCCGGAGGACCGCCGCCGUCUCAGCGACAACGACGCUGCUCCCGUCGGCUGUUCGACCGCCGGCCGUUUCGGACACGCUGCAAACAAACAAACAAACAAACGCCGCGAUUAUUAACGGUCGCGAAUGGCGAAACGCAAUAUGUUUUUCGACGGCGCCGAGGAGACGGCCGGUACCGAAAUCGGAGCGCCGCCGGUUCGUUUGCGCCCGCGCUAAUCUGUAUUGCGUUAAUAUUAUUAUCGCGGCGGGACCGUAUUUUCGCGUACGCGGUCGAGAGGGGCUUACCGGCGCCGAACGAACUGAACGAACAUCGUAAUAACCGCAGUAUAACAAUAUAACAGUACUAACAACAGAUAAGAUAAAAGUCGUAAAAAAAAAAAAAAAAAAUCAAAAAAAAAAAAAAAAAAAUACCAAACAAAAUAAUAUUGGUAUUGCGGCAAUAACCGUGUCAAUCGCGUCCCGGCGUAUUAUUAUUACGAGUGUGACGUUAUUAUUAUCUUUAUAACCCGGCCGUCGUUCGCACAGGUGCGGUUUCGUGUCGUUUUCGCUCACGUCCCGCGCGCGGGCAAAUGAUAUAUACGAUAACAAUUAAAACGGUUUAUUUACGUACGCUCGUUUCCCGGCGAAGGAAACGGUGCCGCCCGCGUCCUAAUUGCACUUAACGGGCCGGGCGGGGCGCGCCACCGAGACCCGUCAGGAGGCUGCCGGUGCGCCGGGAGAACUGAUAUCGUAUAGACGAAUUGUACGGAUAGAGAACAAAAAAAAAAAAAAAUACCAAACAAAAUAAUAUUGCAAACGAAGGUUUCGAACGUAUCUCCGUUCGCUCCAUUCCUUCCCUCCCGGGGCGAAGAGCGUAGGUUAUGCGGUUCGAGGGCGACGGGCAUUCGAGCGUAAUCAUAAGAAUUAAACAACAGUACGAGUAGGUGGGGGGGGGGCCGUCGUGACGAGUAAUAACUUCCGAUUGUAUGCACUUCUCGCGACACGACGGCCCCGGAGUGGAUAAUAUCCGAACAACGAGUUCCGUUGUGCAAUAUCUCGCGGACUCUGGAAAAAUACCUAUAACUGUUUAUUUUUUAACAUCGUAUGCGGCGUCAGUUUUAACGCAGUGCCGUGUAGCGUGUGUACAAACACUUUCCCCUCCCGAUUUUCCGCCGUCGAUUGUUCCAAACGAUAUGGCCAGGCGUCUCCACCUCUCUCUCCGUCGUUAGCGGACAUUUCGGUUCGCGUCGGCCGGCCGAGAGUCGAGAGAUUUCCGGGCGCUCGGUACAGAAAGUAAUAAUAAUAAUAAAAAAAAAAACGGUAUGCGAUACACGCACGCGGAGAGUAAAAAAAAUGAAACGGGGAAAAAUAAAAAAAGGUUUCUCUAAUUAACAAUUCUCUUUGCUUCCGCGCGUCGCGCAAUCAUCGUCGUCGUGCGUUCCCGCGAGCGCGUUAUCCUUCCGACCCGAACAAACCUCAUGCACUUGAACGUUUUUCUUUCUGUUAUUUUUCUCUCCGCGUCCUUUGACGACGACAAAGCCUCCAUCCCCCAUCCCCCAUCCCCCACCCAUACCUCUUGACCCGAAUGCAUACGCGUUACUAGCCCACGCGCGUAAAAAACAAAAACCGAAAAAAAUCCGCGCAAUAUCGCGUCACGACGAACGACAGAGAACAAUACGCGGCGAUCGUGUAUAUUAUUAUUGUGAUUCCGCGCGCGGCCUUUUCAUUUUUAACGGUUUAUCGGUACGCGCCCGUGCCGACAAAUGCCCGUACCGAAGUAUCACGUAUUGUUUAUGCGUAUAACAAAAAAAAAAAAAAAAAAAUAGGACGUGCCGAUUUCUAGAAAUAUACGCAACGGCCGCGACGGUGAUAGGGGGGGGGGGUUAUUAUACGGCGCGGGAAACGGCUGAUCGUUAAAACGCAUUCUUUGACAUUUUUUUUUUUUUGUUUUUUUUUUUUUAUGGGCCGCGGGAGGCGCUUAUUGCUGUCGCGCGCGCGCUAUUAAACCCCCUAUAUACAGGAGCGGGGGGGGGGGGGCUUAAGUCGUAAAAAAAAAAAAAAAAUAAUAGUAAUAAUAAUAAAAAAAAUACCGGAUUAAGUCACGUUUUCCGCCUAUAAUACCCGUAAAAAUAAAAACCCCUUUGAAUAAUUGCGGUAUUAACCGUAUCAAAUAAAACAUUCGUACCUAUAUUAUUUAACGCGUAUGUACGCCCGAGCCGAGAUUUAUUUACCCGAGAAAUUUUCGUCCGGUUCUCUCGCCGGGCCGCGUGUAUUAUUAUCAACCGCGCGCGCUCUUUGAUCCACGUUUUCUCGGCCCGGGAUCCGUCGAGAGAGUUCACUCUUCUCUGCGACUGUUCGCCGACCGCAACGGCGGCGGGGCGGGCUUGCUCGGAUUUUUAUUUUUUUUUUCUCCCCGGGAUUUACAGUCCGAAAACCGCCAGUAUAUUUUCGGAAAAUCUUUUUUUUUUUUUUUUUGUCGUCCGCCUCGACGUCGGGCGUCGUCGCAAUAACGCAAGAACGAGAGGCCGUACGCGUAUACGUAAUAACAACGGUAAUAGUAAUUGUUCCCGUCCGCAGCAGUAUUAUAAUAAUAUCGACGGAAACCGGGGGGUGGGGAAAACUCGCGGCGACAAAAGCGAGAAACGCGGCGACGCGCGAAAACGCGCAAUUUAACGAUGCGUUAUGCGACGCGUGGGCCCGUGAAAUCCGCGCCGUUUAGUGUCCACUCGGCGGCGGCGUAAAGUGCCGGCCGCGACACGAACAAGACGCCCCCCGAGGGUUUUGACGGUAAUCGAGUGGCAGUGUAGUGCGCGGGUGUAUAAAUACGGGAGAACGGGGGCGUCGGCGUUUGUUUGGAACGUUUCGGCGGGCGGGGAAAAAACCAAAGAAAACGGCGAUUUUUCUCGUUUACUUGCUUAAUAUCACAUAAUUGCGUGUCGUUGUUGUCUGUCGGAGCGUGUGUCAUGCGCGCGCGCGCGCGAUAGUGAAAGAGCGGGCGAGCGUCGUUUGUUUCUCCGUACGUUAAGGAUUUCCGUAUACCGUACUAUUCUUUUUUUUUUUUUCUGUUAUCUUUAAUUUUUUUUUCCGUGUCUUAUGAAAACACUAAAAAACCCGAAUGAAAAAAAAAAAAAAAAUAAAAAAAACCACGACCGGGGUGUUUGUACCCGUAGGAGCGUAAUCCUACACGCGCGUAUACACCGUAAUCUAUGCCGACGACGAGUCCCGAAAGUACACUCGAAAACUAUAUGUCGAAAAACAAACGAUUUAUACGCUGCGGGACGGCACUCGUAUAUUAUUAUCCCACCUGCAUUGUCGGGAACGCGCACUUUACGGUUUUUUACCGCCACAAACACGUGUUUUGUCCGCCGUAUUUUUCAUUCGAGUAGAGUAUUUUUUUUUCUCGUGUUUUAGACUCACGAAUGUCGCAGAAGUCGCGUAUAACGUAUACAGGAAGCGAGCGGCCGGAAAAUCUCGCGAAAGCGUCCGGGGGUUAGGGGGUUUUGCACGGGGUACGACGCAGUUUUACGCCUAUUAAAACGUCUUUAAUGGAUUAUGAUAUAUAUUUUUUUUUUAACGCGCGGUUUUCAACGCUACUGCGCGGCGUAAGAGAAAAUAUUCUGUGGUAAAAACAACCCCACCCUCCCUCGUCCUCUUCCCGUUCGUCUAGGCCGCGUAUAAUUUCGCGUUUAAAGCUCGCACGGUACACAUCGGUAUAAUAAUAAUAAUACGUACAAAAGACCGAAACGUUAUUAUGGAGUGUUUCUUUUUUCCCCUCCGUUAUUUUUUACUGUACACACGGUGGCGGCGGCGGUGUAGACACGGUGUAACUUUCUUGUAACAAUAUACACAGACGCCCCCUCUCUCCCGCUUUCCCCUCUUUCCGCCCGCGAGUUUAAACCGAAAUUAUUAACUUAUUACGUCUCCCGCGUCUCCCCCGUCCUCUUUGUCGGCUCAAUGUUUUACGCCCAAACCCCCGGCCUCCUAUAUAACCCCGUGUAUAUAGUAGUAUACGGGAUAAUUAAUCGCCUUGUCGUCUGCAUCUUUCCGAGUUCUCGAAACCGUCUACGAAAUAACGUGUGUGCGUGCAAUUAUGUAUAACUCUUACGGCGGUUUUUUUUUCCACCUUUGUACUCGUUUAUACCUCGAAAGUACGCGUCUUAUAAUAAUUUACGGUAAAAAAACAAAAAAAAAAAAACUGCGGUUUUGGAGAGGGAAACCGAAUCGAAAACGACCGGAAAAUCGGGGACGUGUCGGCCGGAGAAAUAACAGAAAAAAAAAACCGAGAACCGUAUCAUCAAUGAUCGAUUAAUCGAUACAAAAACGUGAUUCGGAAACCGCGGGACACACGUGUAACCGGAUGCCCGUUAUAGUGUGCGCGUAUGUAUUGUGUGGGCACAGUCUCGCGCUUACGAUAUGCAAUGACGUGUUGCAAAACGCUGUAGACACGUUUAUUUUGUUUGUGCGAUGUUUCGAAUUCAUUUGUAUAACAGCCGCGUGCGUGGUACGGGUCUUCGCGCGAACCCCCGAGUAUAAAAUAUUUUGCGAACGGGGUUCGACAGCACUCCUCGUCGCUCCGGGCGAACGGUGACGAUUGUAAUGUUCAAUUCGAAACGUUUCCAAUUUUCCACCUUUCUAGCCGAGCCUUCCCCCUCUCCCCUCCCCCGCCGCCGUCGAUCCGCGUGUAAAGUAUUCAGAACAAUCCGAGCGGAAGAGACUUUUUACGGGCCCGCGUUCAUGUCCACCCACCACCGACCGUCCGGCGAAACGCUAAUUCGGUGAAAAAUUCGCGGUCCCGACGCCCGUUCACCGUGUUGUAUAGCGCACAAUGCGAAAUCGAAUCGUGAAAAACGAUCGCAGUACUCUACGCGCGCGUUCCGAUCCGCGAUCGGAUUGUCCGUUUCAAUUCCGGGCUCGAGGGGGGGGGGCUGUUUUUUUAUUAUUAUUAUUAUUAUUUUUUUUAUCAUUGUUUGCGUAUACGUAUAUAUAUAUAUAUAUAUACGGAAACGGACGGACGGGAAAGAAGAAAAAUUACUAUAACGAAUUAAUUUCGGGGAAAUUGCAUAAAAGCUCGGCCGCGCGCCGCGUCGACUUUUGCCGGGAAAAGUUUUUUUAUUUAUUUAUUUUUUUUUUUUUGAUUAAUCACUUUUAAUUCGCUCCGCGAUAUACGUAUACAGCGUAGCCUUACGCAGCCGUGUUUCGGUUCUUUUUUAUUUAUUUAUUUUCCGUGUUUUUUUUUUUUAUUUUCAAUAUAUAACAAUAACAGUAACGACACCAAAAAAAAUAAAACAAUUCCCUGCUUAUAUAUUAUUGUAUAAUACAUUAACCGGCCGGGGCGGGGGACGAAUCUUAGGAAUUAUUAUUAUUAUUAUUGUUAUUAUUAUUAUUAUUAUUAUUAUUGUAAUUAGCGCGGCGGGAUGAUCGGCAAUAUUGUUGUCGCGGUUGUUAUCAGAUUUCGCCGUUCCGGCGACGGUGGACCCCCCGGAGGCUGACAGAGUUUAUACGUUUGAACGGCGAUCUGUCGAUAUUUAUCACGCGGAAACGAUUCGUCGGGGGUUUUCGUUUCUGGUUUUUUGUUUUUGAAAUCCCGUUCGUCUCGCGGCGUACGUCCGAACCUUUUACUUUUACAAGGAGGCUGCAGGUGCCCGCGCCCGUCGCGCAAUAAAACUUUUAAUUACGUAUUAUUAUUAUACAGCGGCCGCCGACGUAAAAAUCGAGAAAAGUUUGUCGGUGCGUUUUUUUUUUGUUUUUUUUUUUUUACGCGACGUUGUGAAUUUUACCCGUUCCCGCGUAUAAAGAGUUUGUAAAAAUCGAAAAAAAAAAAAAACAAAAAAAUUCCCGACGAAAAUGUACCGUGUACGCGAAUCGGCCGAUACCGCCGUGUAUUAUUAUGUUUAGGUACUCUUGACGAGUUUUCCUUCGCCCGUUUUCGUACCCGCACACUUUUUCAAUAAUAUACCGUAUCGUUAUAUUUAUGUUCGUUUUUCUAUACCUUUCACCGCCGACGUACAACGCGUCUACAAAUAUUAUCAACUAUACGAUCGAUUUACCGGUUUAUCGCGUUCACGGAGGAAAACCGACCGCGGAAAUUUAUUAUUUCCCGACGCGUAAUAGUUAUACCGCGUUCGAAUCAACCGUCGCGACACUCUGGAGACACACUGCGAAAAAAAUCUGACGGGCGUUACGCGAGCCAGACGGAUCGGAAAACACGCGGAAAUUAAAAAAAAAAAAAUCACGUUAAUCACCGCGCCGGGGAACUCGCGCGUAAAAAAAACGUCUCACUACCGUACGGUUGGCGACGGACUACCGUACCGGCGAAGCGCGUUCGUGGACACUGAUACGACGGCGUAGCGGAACGCGGCGGCGGCAGUGGUUACCGCGACGGCGGCGGCAGCGUUAGUGGCGACCGGCCGACCGACAGCGCCGCCACCGCCGCCGCUGCCGCCGCCGAGUUUCGGUCCCCCUGCCCCGGAGUUACCGCGGCCGCCGACGUCGGAUCUCUUCUCUGGUAUUGCGCGCCCGCCGUUUGCGUCCCGCGGACGCGGGGGCGCGGCGAUUUUUUAUUUUUUUAACGAAUUUUCGUUUUAUUUGUUUUUGUUUUUUGUUUUUUUUUUCAUCAAUUUUUCUUCGGCCGCCGCCGCGGCGGCUAUAAUGACAAUUAAUUUCCCUACCCGAAGUUUUUUAAUAAUCGAGCGGGCGGUUUUUUUUUCUCCAUUUUUUCCAUAGGCGUAUGGUGUACAUACCGGCUAGUAAGGUGAAAAUGUUUCCACCCCUACUCCCCCCGAGUCGCGUAUCUACGUUUUUAUUUGUACGGGUGUAUAACGUUAAUACCUCCGAAUCCAAAAAAAAAAAAAAAACCGAAGAAUUUUCCAGUUUUUGAGCUGCGAUUUUGUGUGUGAACAACGCGAUUAUCGUACGUAUUCUAUUUGUCGUCGCGGUUUUCGAAUUAUUGCCGAAUAAAAAGCGACUGCGCGGAAAUAAAUCGUCAGCGUAUCCGCGUGUUAAACAAUAUUUAAACAAUUUUGCCCGUCUGCAGAUUUAUAACAGGAACACGGCUUUUAGUGGUUUUUUUUUUUUAAAUGUUAUGUCCAUCGGCUUGCAUUAUUAGACGGCCGUUAUCGCCCCGAACGUAAUUUGAAUCUCCAAUACCUUGACGAUUUCAUAUGGUUUUCAAGCUAAAGAAAAUAUCGUGAAAAUCGUAUUUUUCGACUUUUUCGAUUUUUCCCGGUUAUUAUGUAAACUAAUUUAGAUAUCAAAAAAUGUACCUGUUCUAAUGCCCCAAAAAUUUUUCUUUCAGAAAAGGUUAUACAUAUAUACUCUAUGGCCUGGGGGUAAAAUACUUUUUUUUUUUGAGGGGUAAACACUAUACUAGACCUACCUAAUUUUGUUUUAUAUUAUGUACUUUACAUCUAUUGUUAUUAACUCUGCAUUAGUCGUGUGUACUACGAUCGAUUGUAAUAGUUUUUUUUUUUUAACUUUUUUUUUUUGCGUGGGGAGGGGCGUUUGUUAAUAUCUAACCCGAUUUAUGGGUAAUAGCCACAAAAAGGUCGGGGACCUCUGCUCCGUUCGACAGAGCAAAUUUUCUGGUAGAAAAGUUAUUUUCAGACACAGCAAAAAAAAAGAAAAAAUGAAAAAACACAUCAUAGUAAAAUCAAUAGAUCCCCUGUACGCUACGCUCCGAAUCUGAAAUAUGUGUACGUAUUAUGUCUCGUAAACAUUCGUGUUUACAGUUUUUCGUUUCCGGCUAUACGAACUUUUUUUUUUCUUUUUUUUUUCUCUUCGGAACGCGACAUAAAGCGGCGCGAGCCGGACGAUACGGAUUUCCGGUGUAUAUAUAUAAAAAAAAAAAAAAAAUAUAAAAAUAAUACGGAAUCAUUAUUUUAUCAUGUCCGCCGCCGCGUGGUCUAUAAUGUAUACGCGAAAUAUUAUUGUUAUUUUCCGACAUGUCUAAUAUUUACGUUUACGCGCAUAACGCCGAGACGCGCGUAACAUCGUCGGCGUUACUAUUAUCACCGUGCGCAUUAUUUUUUCUCCACCCGUAUGUUAUUAUUGCCGUGGUCAUUGUGUCUCUCCGGUUCGCGCGCGAGAGACGCGUGCCGCGCGGCGCCACGACAAUCGUUACAAUAUUGUAACGAUAUAUUAAAAUAUAGUAUUUAUUUUCCCACAUCCCGUUUUUUUCGUCAAAUAUUCCUCGUGUCUCUCGAAUGCGCUUUGUGCGUACGCGCGCUUUGUGCGUGCGUAUUACGAGGUGUAAUGCGUUUCGCCGGUUUCUGUGCGGCGGGGACCGCGUCGCCCGGGCGAUCAGUUGCGCCGGAAAUCGCGGGCAAAAGAACGGGGGGGGGGCGGGGGGGUGUGAAAAAAUCGCAGCGCGGAAAACAGGAGGUACGCGAACCGCGCGGCGAUCGGUCGCGAAAAACGCCGUGGUAAAUGCCGUGUCGGUCGCGCCGAUCGUUAACAGUCAUUGCGCAUUGUAAUCCGUAACGUUCCCGAGAACAAUUUCACGUGCGGUCUUAUCGUGCGCGACCGUCGCGGUUCGGGAUGCGUUCACGCGCCGCUGUGCCGCGGGAAAACUGCGCCGUGUACGUUUUUAAACGGUACCCGUCGGAAUUCUCGGACAAAUACUACCCGUCCGUACGGUGAAAUAUGAAUCCGUAGCGUUAUCGUAUUACUGUUAUAAUCGCCGCGAGAUUUGUGUUUUCGGAAGUAAUCUCGACGACGGUCCGUUCUACGCGCGAUAGUCGCACUACCGACGACUAGGUUUGGCGGAUUUCGUUGCGCGUUAACGAAUUAUAAAUUACACCUGAAAAUUAACCGAGGAAUACCAUAUGUACACACGUUUUCGCGCGUCUAUAUCAUUUCGAUUGUUAUCGAUGUUCCGGCGCGACUGAUCCACGCGUUUUUACCGUGUCUGUGCUUGUACCGGCGCGAUUGACGAUCAACCGGCCCGGGAAUGCCCUCGGCGGGUGGCGAUGUAUACGGCAAUGUAGUAAUAUAACAAUAAUCGCGAUUCGCAAACGAACCCUACGGUCUUCACAUGUCGUGCACAUCCGACUCGGCAACGAGAAUCCGUUAAUCCGGAUCCGGAAAAGUCGAUUUUCAUUUCAUAAAUCUGGUUGUUUUUCUUUUCUCUCGGUCCUGUAUUAAUUAUAUAACAUGUAUUGGUUGGAAUUUAUUUCACUUACUGGCCAGAUCGGGUCGUUACUAAAUAAUUACCCAUAGAUGUUGUAUUUUCAAAUGAGUAUAACAACUCCCCCCCCCCUCCCCUGCACACGUUACCGCGAUUCGACGCUCUUACCGUGCGAACCGAAAAACCAAAAUCGUAUUUCUGUUUACGCGGAUAACCGCCGCACGGGUUCGUGAUAAAUUACUUAUGUACGUUGACUUCCGAAAUCGACACAUAUGUUGGAAGUUAGUUGAUUUAGAUUGAGUCGUCCGUACGUGAACGUGAUCGUAUUACGGUUGUAACGUUUUCCUAACACUUUAUCGACUGUAAUAAGCACACCUUAUCCCCGGCAUAAAUUUAAAUCGCGGAAAAUAAGGACCGAUUGGAAAUAUUGAUCAGAAAAAUCGUUAUACUCGAACGUUGGAUCCGGUGGAAAUUCAAAUAAAUUUCGGAACAAUAGAUAGUGAAAUAUCAUCAAACUGUUGGAUUUUCGGUGACAAUGUCGGAAAUUUAGGCGAUGUCGGUAACACGGGCAACCGGAGUACAUUUCCUUAAAAUUGCCUCGUCUAUAGCUAAAGGGAACUGUCGGUUAUCUCCGUUCUGUUCGCUCUUGUCGGACUUUUAAUCGGGCAUCACAAACACCAUCCCGAUUUGUUAUGCAAAACCGCACGUCGGGUAGGCUUUUAUUUCGUGCUCAAUUAUGUUAAUCGCCGGCAUUGCCUGACUUGUCGACAUUGAGGCAAACACUCGUACUCGUAAUAUGUUACGGGUAAUAUCGGGCGUACCUCAGAAAUACCCUGGCAAAACGCGAGGUGCCAACGGUACUCGGGAAGAAUGCCAGGCGAACCCCUAGCAGUGACCAAAAACCUCUGCUUUCGGGCGAAACCGUGGCGUCUAAAAAUUAAAAUUGUACACAGUAGAUAAGUAAGUAUACCGUGUUUUUUUUUUACAUCGUGUAUACAUAACAAUUGAACAGGUAUUGUGGUUCCAAUAUAAUUAAAUACGAUUAAAUUAAAAAAGUUCGGUAAUAAAAAUAUAUUUGUUUAUUUGUCGUUAAAAAACUCCCACGCGAAACCUAAAUGCUAAGCUAAAUGAACUCCAAUGUGUGUAGCGACAAAUAAUCAUAUUUAACUAUGUGGUAUAAUACGCUCUUUUAAUAAAUCGGUGUUGAUUUAAUUAUAUUUUAAAAGGGCUUUUGGAUAUCUUUUAGUUGACAUUACCAACUUAAUUGUCUGUAUUUAAAUACGCCCUAAUGCUCCUAAUAUGCUCAUAAUUUUUCUGAUAUUUUUUUCAUUGCCAAAAAUGUAAUUUUCGAUUUUUAGUAUAGCGCGUACGCCAUUUUAACAAAACACCAUCGACAUGCAAUAUUAGGAAAGGCGACUGCGGUUUUGCCCGAAUGAGGUUUGCCCGGGCGGAAACCGAAAUUUGACGUUUUGCAUCCCGCGUAUCGCGGGCACAUUGCGUUUCACCCGGGCAUUUCCGAGGUUUGCCCGAUUUCGACUUUUGCCCGUAACAUAUUAAACAACGCGUCGUUAUCCAUUUUGAUUGAACGUCGCUGAAUCUCGGAAGGCGCACCCUUUUCAAGCGAAUCGUCCCGUCGUUUACGCGCCCCGUUUUACACACAAUACGCCGCGGAAUACGCGGCAGCAGAUUCGAAUAUAUUACAACGCGCUGCCAGUGUGCGCGCGUAUAUGUUGCCCUCCCCUCGACCGCGCACGUUGUUAUAUAGUGUAUGUACGCGAGGGGUAGGGUCGGAGGGAUUUUAUUUUGUUUUAUGGUUCGGCGGUCAAUUGGCGGAUUUCGCCCGAAAAUCCCGCGCGCUCGCACGACGUGUGUCGGGUGGCGGCCGCACGCAGCAGUCGCGUGCGAGGCGACGACGAUGGUGCGGCGCGGCCGGCGGCCGGGGCGUUCACGCCGGAGAGCGCUCGUAAAAUCCGGCGAUGUCGUUUUAUCGCGCGUCGCGAACAGAAUGAAACGUGAUAAAUAAAAGGUUAUCACGGCCCGCGCAGGAAUAUAAAUACCGCCACACGUGUAUAUAUAUUAUUAUUAUUAUUAUUAUUAGCCCGGUACACCCUAUAUGUUAUAUUGUGUGUAUACGUGUAUGUGCGUACAUAUUAUUAUUGCGCGGGACGAGCGAGACGAGCUUAUACACGGUGCCGCGAACACGACGAUGAGGGGGGGGGGGGGGGUUGUCCGGUUUCUGCGGGUCCGUUAUUAUUGUCGUUGUACCGCGCGCGUGACGUUGUACCCGCUGUUACGGUAUCAAAAAUCCCCGCUGAUAACGCGUUAUAGUAAUGUAGUAGUGCGAAAACGUCUGCCGUCACUCUGCCCCGCAAAAGGCCGAGCUCUGCAGUUAUAUGCUUCGGGGUCCCGGAAUAUGACGCGCAUAAUAUACGUAACACAGGGUACGUAUUUUCAUCUCGGACAAAUUUACCGUAUGUGAUCAGUAGCACAAUCGGUCGUAACGAGCCCGGGUCAACGUCGUCUAAUACAGCUACGCCACGUGAUUGUUAGGUCUGAUCCGUGUGACGUUUGAAUGAGAAUAAGAAAGUUUAUUUAGCGUUUUUUGGCAGUUUUCGACAAUUUUUAGUUUUCAAAUUAUUUUUCUUAAAUUUUUAGAGUUUUUGGAUACAAAAUAUGAAUUUGAAAUUUUAUUUUAAGAUUUUUACACACAGACAGGAUUUACAUAUAAAUGUAUCAAAUUAUAAUGUAGGUACUCGUAAUUCCUGUUAUAUUAUAACAAUCGUUGGAAUGUCAAAACAUAGAUAACGAGUGGCAGCGUCUACGAUAAAACUAACGUGGUAUAUUUAGAAUCACCAAAUCUUAAAUCGGUAGAAUCGACGUCCGAUGAUAUCGUUUAGUAAAAGUUUUGUUGCCGUAACCGCCGCGUGUAUUUAUUUUAUUUAAACAACGUCGAAGUCAUUUUUACAAUGCAUUUUUUGAGGUUUUUUAAGACAUUAAAGCCCUAAUAAUCAUAUUCGAGGGGAGGGGUUUACUCUUCCAAAAUCAAAAAGUAUAUUAAAUAACUAAUAAUAAUAAUCCGCAGUGUAGAAGAUUAAAGUGGGUGGGUCAGUUCGCUCGGCGAAGUGAGAAUUCAUUAUUUUUCUAUUUAUGGACAAGAACCGACCGGAAGGAAAGAUACCUCUUGGAGACCUUCCUCUGUUUAAGAUGGAAAAAUGUGGUGAGGAGAGACGUGAAAUCGCGAAAUGGAGGGGCAGACUGAAUGGUAUAACAGCAGUUUAUAGUGACACUUGGAAAAUAGGUGACGGGAUGGUCGUGAUCAUUGAAGACUAUAUGUAGAUGGUAUAACUGGAAAAGGAAGACUAAGAAUCGAAUAUAUACCACAAAUUAUGAAGAACAUAGAAAUAUAAAGUUAUCGUGAGGUGAAGGAGCUGAGUUAUGACAGUCAAGCAUGGAAUGGUGCGGCUAACCAAUCGAAAGAUUGAAGACUAAACAAGGUGACAAUUUAGACCAGAGGUUUCCAACCUUAUUUGACUCACGGCACCCUUAAUUAUUUUCUAAAAAUCCGGAGGCACCUUUGGCCUAUACUCUAUACUGAAUACGAAAUAGUAAUAUGGUACAUCAUGUAUUUAAAUUUAUAUUUUGUAACUUCGGUUUUAUUUAGCUAAGUGCCUUAGUAUAAACAGAAGUAGUAAGUGUGUACACAUAUUAUAUUUUAUAAAACAAAUUAUUACAUUGAAUAUUAGCUACACAUUUUAUAUUUAAUUAUUAGUAUGUAAUAUUAAUUGAUUAUCAAAAUUAAUUAAUAAUUAGGUAACUUAUGGAACUAAUUUUUUAAUUCUUUUAAUCUUGCCACGAUAUUAGGUAAUUAUGGUGAUGAACCACGGUCACAUCUCUUAGAAUCGUUUUUCAUUUGUAUCGUAGACCUUAGCUAUUAACUAUGAACUGCGCUUUUUACAUCCUUUGGUGUGUUGUUCGAAAAUCAAACAACGCUUGAUAUCAGCAAAAAUGGGUAUAUUUGAGAGGGAGUAGUGAAUAUAUAUAAAAUACCAUUUAUUUAUUGCCACGAAUUCGUGAUUAUCACACGUUCGUCGUGAUUAAUUAUACAUAAGUGAAUAACGUAUUAUAUACGAUAUAAUUGACAAUAAAUCAACGCUGUUCGUAGAAAAAAACAAAAAAGUCGUUUUCAUUAUCUUCCCAGGUAUCCCUUUGUGCAUAUCGAACGCCGUCUGUUUUUCGUUCAAGGCGCAGUCUACUAGAGCACGAUACACAUGCAUUUUUUGUCUAAAAAAUUUGAGUUCAACGGAUUCAAUUUAUGGGAUGGUUACAUCAUUAAACUCAUGGGGAAGAACAUUAUUAGUGUCUGCGUGCGUCGGUUUUUUCGUUAUUUAAAUGUUUAAGCGAGAAAUAAUGCAUAUAUUUCAUAAAUUAACGAACAAACCCAGAUAAUAUUGCCUUUAAAUUCGAUAACGGGUCGAUUCACUCAAAUAUCGAAACUAAAAGCACGCGAUUGGUCCUGUCGAAUAAAAAUAUUUGUACAUAUAGUCUAUAUAUAUAUAUAUAGUAUUUGAACUAUAACCGUAAUUUAUUUCACGAGUAUAUAAUAAUUGCCUUCUCUUUCUGCUCCCCUGCUGCACCUAACCUAACUUACAAUUAUAGCGGUCUACACACGUGAUGUUCAUUCCGUUCGGAUUUUUUCGUAAUUUAUUUUUGUUUGUUUUUGAUUUUUUUUUUUUACGCAGUUUCGGGGUCCAUUACGGAUAAUGUACCGCGGUAUAUAAAUAAUGGACGUAUCGUUAUUUGAAUUUAUAAUAUUAUGUAUACGGCUAUAUAAUAUAUACACGUUCGGAACACCACUGGAGUCGUGUGUUCAAUGUUAAAAUUCUGAGAAUCUUUAAAACCGAAUAACCGUAUAUAAUUAUUGUAUAAUCCGCAUAAAUAUAUACAUAUACGUACGUGUAAAAAACGCGUGCUUAUACGAAAUAUACAUUAUAUCACAACCGUAUAUACACAUCCUCACAACGCUCGCCCGGAAUUAAUAUUGGACGAAACCACUUUGAUGUUUACAAGUUUACUAUAUAUUAUGUGGCCGUUUCAUUUUGUCUUAUACCCGAGGUAUUAUGACGUAUUUACCUGUAUAAUAUGUGAGUGUGAGUAAUAAUAAUAAUAUUAGUAAUAUAUAUAUAUUAUACCUACCACUCUGGUCGUUGUAAACGGGAAAAAGUUUCUCUUUUUAAUAACAUAAUUAUUGUUUCGUUUUAUUAGCCGUAAGAAUCAUUAUGUUAUCAUGUGUGUAUUAUACAAACUGCAAAAGAUGAUGCGUGCAUACAACGCACAUUAUAAUAUUAUACAGAAGCCACUAUUUGUACAUUUAUUUGUGUAUAUUAAACUAUAUAUAAUAAUAAUAAUAAUAAUGAAAGAUUCUGCAUAAUACGCGUUAAAAAUUAUUUACGAUUUGUUUUUUUUAUAUAUAUAAUGCUGAUUCUUGCUUCGCGUUGAUUAUUGCUGAUAAUGUCCAUAAUAUUUGAACCGAAAUGAAUCAUGUACGUUAUUUCAAUAAUUAUUGUCUGUGCAUCUAUCAUAAUAAUAUUAUAUGUAUGUCGUAUGAUGAUCAAAACAGUAAUAAUUUAUUAUGCUUUAUACGUCAUGGUGUAACGUGAAGACACCCGAAAGAACUUUUGUUCUAUUCGAUAUUUUUUAGGAUUUUUUAAACAUUUGUUUGUAAUAAUUACUAGAGUCUUGGCACACUAUGAUUCUUCUAUUGCAUGUUUUUUUGUUUUAAUUAAAUAAAACAUUUAAAUUUGUACAAAAUUAAAGAAGGCUAUUUUGUAAUAAUAUAUAUUUUGAAAUGUUGGUGCAGUUACAAAUAUUUAUUAAUGACGAACCGUUAUUUUUUGAAGUUUAAAAUGAUUCAAAUUGUUUUCAUUGUCACUAUAUAUACUAAAUAAUGUCCAUUGAUUCAUCAAUUUUUCCAUGAAACUUAAUGCUUUAUCGUUAGUAAAUGUGCAGUGUAAUACCGAAAUUUCGAUUCAAAAUAAAUGUAUAUAAAAAGGCCAUAUUAGACUUUGAAAAGCUAUUUGUUUGAAAAUUAAAAUUGUUUAAUUUUUGUUGUAAAAAAAAAAAAAAAUACAUUGUAUAAAAUAAAGGAAUCGUAGCGCAACGCUUUAGAAAAAUAUUGUAAGAAAAAAAAAACUUAAAAAUAUCGUAUAUCUUCGUGUUACAGCCUCCAGUAUAUCAGACAUUUAUUAUUCGACCGAGUCAAUACAAUAUGUAUAAUUGGUUGAUAAACUACUCGUAUACGAUUAGGUUAAAUUAAUUUUGAAUCUAUUUAAUACGCUACGAAAACGUGAUGCAGGCAUUAUGUUUAACAAUAAUUUCGGCCAUCACACACGAUCGAGCAUAAAAGAUCUUUUUCACGAUGCGAUUGAGCAAAUUUGUCGGCAUAUCAAACGGUAUAGAAUUAAUACAAAAGAAAACCUUCUCGAUUGAGUAUAACAAAUUCUGUGAUGUUACUAUUUAUUGUCAUUUUAAACAAUUCUGAAUUGUAUUAUACGAAAAUAAUAUUAAUUUAAAUAAUUGUAUUAAUGCAAAAUAUAUAGUUAGAGUUGAAAACUAAUAUCACUAUUUCAUGAUCAUAUUAUGUAUGCAUUGUUGACUUGUUAAAAAUAAUAAUAAACAACCAGGCCAGCUGGUUACUGUUGUCGUGAAAAAAAAAUUACAAAAACAUAAAAUUACGAAUUUGUUAUACCUUCGUAUCUGUUUCCAAUCAUUAUUUGUCUCGAGUAAAAUACCAACGAUUAAGUAUUGUUACAAUGUUGAAAGCUUUUAUAUUAAAUUCUACUUUAUUAUUUUAAUUUCUUGAGCGGUUUGUAAUUUUAUAUAAUUUUUUUUCAAUAAAUUAUAGUCGAGAGUUUUUGUUUGUGUAUAACGAAUGCACGGACACGAGGGUGAAGCUCGCGGCUCAUAUAAGCUAUUGGUAUCUUGGUGUGAAAAUAAUGUGAUACAAAAUUUCGGUUUGGCAACGUCGCGCAAAAUAAUGUUAUAUUUAAAAAAAAAAAUAUAUACUCUAUGUCCAAUCGUGUUACUAAAAAAUUAUAUGCUCAAUCGUGGUUAUUUUUUUGGGUGUGGGGGGGGAUUUAUCCGGCCACUAGGACCAUACUGUCUCACAGUCAAUUCUUCAGUCAUCUCUGUUCAUUGCCAAAUCCUUCCAGUUUGGUCUGCCUCGUAGUUCUUCAACGUCCCUAUUAACUGUAUCAAUCGUGGUUUACCGAUAAUUUCAUAUUUGUCGAGGGAACCCAUUUCGUAGACUUCUGAUGCGAUGUAGUAAAAUGUAUUAUACAUUAUUACACUCGCUGACCCGACAAUGCUUUGUUAUUGCUAUAGAUAAUAGUGUAAAAUAUAAUAGUAAUGAUAACAAUAAUAGUAAUACGCUAUGUAUGUAUACGGUAACAAAUCAACAUAAACAAUUAGAUAUUCGUACCAAAAAUACCUAAAAACCCCUAUUUUACCCCCUUAAGGGUUGAAUACUGGGAAAUACCUGCAAUGUACUAUAAUAUGUAUGUAUAAUAUAAUCGAUAUGUUAUUAUAAGUAUGAAUAAUAAAUAUAAUGUAUAAUUGAACAACGCUAUAUUAUGAAAAUAUAUAGAAUUAUUUGCUCGACCAAAAAGUAUAAUUAAAUAAUAUAAUAUCAGUACAACUAAUGCUAGUUUCGGCCGAAGUCAUUUUCAGGUUGCAUAAAUAAAAAAAAAAAAAAUAUUAUGUUAUCAUAUUUUUGGUCAAAUUAAUAAUUCUAUAUUUUCUCAAUAAAUUAAUGAAGCAAAUACAAUUUACUAUUAUAUUAUUAUAGAACAAAGUUAUCAUUAAAAAAAAAAAAAAAAAAAAAAAAACCACCUAAUAGCAAUAAUAAUGCAGUGAUAAUAUUUUUUUUGAUUAAUUAUACAGUUUGAAAAAUGAAACCCAUCGAAAUGCCAAUUCAAUUAAUUGAACUAGAAUUAUGUUCAUAUAUGAAUGUUCGCCAUUUGAUAGCCCGGGUGCGAAACGUGAUUUCGUUAAAUUAAUAUUCUAUAACUUGUUUGAAAAAUAUAAUAUUUUCGUCGGUGCGUAUAUUAUAAUAACAGCUACCCCAGCGUUUAAUUUAAUUUGCGGUCGAGGCGGAAAAAAAAAUACAACAUAAUACCUACCAAUUAAAUUAUAUUUAUUGAACUGUACUAUUACACAACUUAACGAUAGCAAACGAUUAGUGCACGACAAAGUGCAACGAUACGUACGACGCUGAAUUAUAUAUUCCAUACGCGUUUACGAAUCACAGUUACCAGUCGAAUUUUUUUGCAUACAGUUAAUUUACUCGGUGUGUACAACAUACAAUUUGAAAUGUCAGCGUUUUUAAAAUAAAAUAAAAUUAUCGGCGUUUAAUGUCUAUUCAAAUUUUAAAGUUUGAUAUUGAACAUACGAUAUUAUUGUUAGGCUUAGGGACUUCUAGCUCUAAAAAACAUCCGAAAUAUGCAAACAAUUAUAUUUUAAAAAACAAUAUAAUAUAUGUACUGAGAAAUACGCUAUAAAUGUAUAUAUUUUUUUUAUUGAUAUUUUUGUACUAAAAACUUGAUACAUAACUAAUUUAUUAAUGGUAUUUACGUAAGACCUUUGUGUUUUGAGAUGAAUAAUUUGAGAGUUAUUAUCGAUCAGACUCAAUGUCUAUUCAAUUUUACGAUAGUCUAUUCGCACAUCGGUGUGUAUGAAUUUGAACAAUGUUAAUCAAAAAAAGCGCAUGUACAAUAAUACGAUUGGAUACGAGUUCAUAUCCUUUUAUAGCAUUUAAAAAUCGGUAACCGCGGUUAAAAUACUCUCUAAACAGCAACAACUGUAAAAUAUGCAAAAGUAUGCGAAAUAACGUUUAUACGAUUUUACACGAUGAACAAUAUUUACGUUCGAUUCUUAACUAUUUGUUUAAUCUUUUAACAAUUAUAUGCAAACGCCAGACGUCUCUAAUUCUGAUUGUUAUAUACUCGUAUACAUAUGUAUAUAUAGGUAUAGAGAGGUAAAGUUGCAAUCGCAUUUUAAACGGUCGUGACUAUCUUUGACGUUCUAACGCCAAGUAUCAAUUUAAAAUUUGGUACGGACAAUAACGAAUAAACCUCGAUCGAGCAUCGACGAUCGAAAAAAGGAAACGCGAUCGUCGUAUAAAUUAAUAAUUUAUGACAAUACCAAUAAGUAUUGUGUAAUGUCUUAUUGUUUCUAUUUAUAUAGCAGAGUUUGCGUUCAACCGAAUAUCUAAUUUCCGUCUAAACUGAUAAAAACGUAUGGAAAUUAUUACUCAACCGCACUGUUUGCUGUCGCCUGCAAUCGUGACCAUUACGUUUUUAUUUGCUUUCGAUAUGCGCGUAUUUAAUAUAUAUGUAUGCAAUAGUUAUGUAUGCAAUGUAUUAUCAUGCUAAAACAAUGCGCAGGUACAUAUUUAUUGAUUAUUCUACGUGUACGUAUAUAACACGUUAUCUGUUAUCUUUACGAAUUUUCUCAAGUUUAUAUAGCUGUGCAGUAUGGUAAACCGUCGAGUUUUUUUAACUGAUUUCGCGUUGUGCAAUUUCAACCAUUCGUUUUUAACGUUUCUAUCGAAGACGUUAUAACAUACCUAUAGGUACCUGCUAUAGGUUAGAUUAGGUUAGGUUACUAUAAGUGAACCGAAACGCAUUAACGAAAUCGCAGUAAAACCGACUACCGCGACGUACGCUCCACACAUCGCAAUACUUAACGAAUAAACGGUGACGUCAUUUCUCAACUUUCCUAGCAGUUUUUUUCGACCUAUCAGCACUAUUAUUUUAUACAAUUUUCAAAAAAAAAUAAUAGUUUUAAUCCGUUCUAAUCGAAACAUAUUUUCACAAUCUUACAAUGAUUACAAUAUUCGGUUUUUAUAAUAAUUGUAAUUCGAUUAAAAAUAAUUGUAGACUUGAAAUUUUCACUAGAAAUUGUAGCUUUUUCUAUAGACGGUAUCAAAACAUUCUGGGCUUUUUGGGGCUGUUUACAUAGGCGUUUGAAUUUUUAGUUUUUAUUCGGUUUUACAUGGAUAACAUUGUUGUGGCCGAGCGAAAAUACUUGAAAAUUUAACAGGAGGUUCGUCAUAAGUUGUAUUUAAUGAUCGAAAGAAAAAUAAAUUUAAGCGUUAUUGUAGCUAGUACUGACAUAUGGGUAUUUUUAGAUGUGUUUAAAUUCAAAUUUUUUUUCUCAUACAUUUGAUUGUAGAUUUAUUCGAAUCACAUAAAGUAAUGUAUCAAAUUUAAGAAAAUUUAAAUAUGCGAUUUAGAUAUUCUUUAUAUAUUUCUAAGUAUGUAGUAUAGCACACAGUGGGUUAGCCAGAGAUUUAAGCGCUUUGGGGCAAGUUUAGGUUUAGCGUCCUACCUAUAUACUUGGUCGAUUUUUUUUUAGGAUAAAUUUGUUUUAAAUUUUUCCCUAAGUGGCUAUAAAUCCCUUGCUUCUUCAUCUCAACUAUUUAUGGUCGGUCGCCCUCGUUCUAAACUAUCACUUGACCCGAUCUCUAUCACUUCGCAUACAACGGCUGUUCUCAUAUUAUUAUCAUUUUAAAUAGCAUGUUUCGGCCUUCCCUUCACCUUUUCCCUACGUUUAUUUUCAUUAUAAUGCUUUAGAUUCCUCACCCUUCGUGACAUGCCCAACCAUCUCAGUUUAUUUUCUCUCAUUUUGUCUAUCAUUGAAGCUACGCCUAAGCUAUCUCUUAUAUGUACUUAUUCUUUAUCCUAUUUUCUCUCGUCAUUCCACUCAUCCGCCUAAGCUUUCUCAUCUCCGCUACAAUCGUUUUCUGCUCAAAUUCAAAAUGCACGUAGUACAAAUUAUAAUAUUUUCCAUUAAAAAUAAUUACAAUAAUUAUAAUUAAAUACGUAUUGAAAAUGUGGUACAAAUUAAUAUUACAUGUUUGGCGACCUGCGGAAGUUACCACCCCUAAUUACGCUACUGUAAAUAUAUACAUGAGUAUAAUAUUAUAAUUUGUUCCUGUCCGUAAUAUUGUUUAAUAACCUCCCCCCCAAAAAAAAAAAAAAAAUCCCCGCCAAUUAUCACAAACCCGUUAUCUUACCGUAUUGGCCGUAGAAUCGCGUUUACAUUAUUUUGUAUACAAGUGUUGUGUAUGAUAUUAUGUUAUUUUCUGGUCCGUGUCCGAACCAGAAAAACAAACUAUAAAUUCAACGCGGCGACUCACCGCCGUACGAUUUUAUAUACGCAUUUUAAACGAACGCGCGGCAAUACUGUUAUUGAAACGAUUAUAACCGUCCGAGACCUAUUAAUAAUAAUAUAUUUAGACUAUUCACACGGGGGGAGAUCGGGGCCACGACGUAAAUUAAGGACGGGCGUCCGAGAAUAUUGAUAGAUAGCAGAUGUCGCGUGCACGCCGAACGGCUCUCAUCGCGGAUAACCGAUUGUUUGUGUAACCGCGUUUGACGUACGGUUAUUGUAAUAUCAUAUGUGGCGUUGCGAUAUAUUUCACGAGGACAUUUGCAUUUCACGCCUUAUACACGCCGGCGGCGUAAGGUGCGCGCGGACGCGUCGUGUUACAGGGUGAUGUUGUUUUCAUCGCGGGCCGACACGCAGUCCGCAUGUCCGCACGAAGGUUUCGGGCGAAAUCCGACGCGGUUUUAAUUUUUGCAGUUUCGGCAGUAGCUACAUGUGUAGUAGCAACAUCGUCAUUGUAUUAAUAUUAUCAUUACUACACGUGACGUAUAGUAUCGGCAAAUGACGACGGUUUUAUUGAUUUGACAAUUGUUUUAUUAUUAAUAUUGUUAUUAUUUUUUUUUUUUACCACGCACCGCAAACACACACUUUUUAUCGUUUUUCGGCUCUCAAACGUUUUAAAAUCCCGAUUUGAAAAGAUAACACUUUUCAAAAAACAUCGAUAUCGAUAUGUUGUACUCAAUACAAGCAUAUUAAGCAUUAUUCAAAUCGUAUGCAUUUUUGCCGAACAACCAUAGUGACUUAAGGAUUUUUUAUUUUAAGCAUAACAAGUGUUAUAGAACAUAAUAUGCAUACCCUUAUGUCUUUUAGACCAGAAAAUAAAGGAAAACAAAUUUUAAAUGACAAAAUCGUAUAAAGAAAAGCCGAACAUUUUCUUGAGCCCAUCUUUCCCGAGGCCAAAGAUAUAUGCCCCGCGGUUAAAAUUCGAAAAAUCGAAACCGCGGUCGUAACUCUUGAACGGUUUAUUCGUUUCAACAAUUUUACUUGAAAGUUACAUUUUUCGAGAAUUCGAUUUUUAUAAAUAAAAUAUGAUGACUCUAAUAGGCAGACAUAAGUCGUUAACGAAAAUUAGUUCAACAAACGAUUAACGUGUUUUAAAUGUAACAAUUGCUUUGUUUUUUAAAUAUGAUUUAUAUUAAAUUAAUUAAUGUCAAUAUAAUAAUAUAUAACGAUUGAAAAACGCCACAAUCGAAAAUGCUCGAAUUCUUCGUACUUUGGCCGGUUUGUGUGACGAAAAUAUGAUGGUCAUAUACGAAUCACCCUGUAUAAUACGGAACGACAGUAUUUGUCAACAAUUCUAAUUAUUAUAAACGCGUUACGGUAUCGCGUAUACACGCGCCGGUCGGGUAAUUUCAUAGAUGUUAUAAUGUACAAAGUCACUUAUGUGACGUAUUGGUGAAAUGUACCAAAUUUGUUUACAAAUUUUUAAUAAUAAUUUUUUCGUUCAAAAAACAAUAUUUUCUUACCAAAAUAAUAAUAAUAAUAACAAAAAAAAAAAACUAUUGUGUUUUGUGUUAUACGCACUUAUAUUAUAUACUCGUAGGUACCCAUUGUUUAUUGAAUUGGUUUUUUUUAAAUAUAUAUACAUUAACUCGGGGAUGGAGAAGUUGUAUUUUGUGUUCUUUUAUUAUUUUUUUUUUUACUUUUUAAAUAACAUGUAUAUAAACGGAUAGGUUUUCAAAAAAUCGGUUUCGAACAAUGUUUUUAAUUAGAAUAUAGUUUUGGGAAAUUUUUUUUUUUAAUUUUGUUAUUAUUAACAUUAAUAAUAAUAAUAAUAAUAAUAUACUUUAUAAACUUUGUAAAUUAAUUAUUAUUUAUUUUGUUUGGAAAAAUAAAAGUAAAAAAAUACUCAUUAUUAAAGGAUCAAAGAGAUUAUACGUAUACACGAAACGAAUACAAAAUAAUUGGUUGUACGAAAAUACGAAGAUAUAUUUUAGCUUUUCUCUUAUUUUUACUGAAUAAUAUUUCUCUGUGUAUGUUUCUCGCUGUACGGUAUUUUUUAUUCCGUAUGGGAGUUAUUGAAACGAAAUGAUAUAUUAAACUCCUUCGCCAUAUUAUAAAAAUGUAUGAUGUCGAUAAAAAGAAAAAAAAAAAUCGCAAAUAACCGGACGUCUAUCAAUACUGCGCGCGCGCGCUUCACAAAUAUUUUUCUUUUCCCUUCGACGACGCGAUGUGUAUAUAAAUAUAUAUGCGAACGAAAGAAAACUAAAGAUUUUGCAUCCUUAACAAUUUUCCAAAGUAUACAGCGGCGUCAUUCACUCGUACGGUCUACCGGAAAUGACAUAUCCGGGCCAAAGACCGUGAUGUGACGAUGUGCUGCAUUGCGCACUGAACGGUUCGCGGUUAUUUUUUAAGAAAAAAAAUAGAUUACGCGUCAUUUCUUUUAUUUUUAUUGUAGACGAACAAAACUCAACGAAACCUUGUAAGUCAAAAUUUUGACAUUUAAAUUUAUUUUCGAUACAUUUUUUAGUUUUUCAGUUCUCCUGCGAAAUUUAUUCGAAUCGACCUACGACGUUUCGCUGGGUGUAAUCAGAAAUAUAGCAUAUUGAGACGAUUUAUUUUUACUAUAAAUAUUGUCGCCUACGCAUCACAUUCUAUAGGUGAAACAACAACGUCUGGGUGUUAUUAUUUUUUGAGAAUAGGUUCCGAUAAUAUUAUAUGUUAAAAUGUACGCGGACGUGGCUGCUGCAUUCAGCGCCGAAGUUUCUCAGCAGAAAUAUCUAAAACGCUUGUGUAAAAAUAAUAAUAUUGCGCUUCCGUUCGUAAAAUGUUGUAAAAACGCGUGUGUGAGGCGUGUUUACGUCGUUUAUAUGUGAUUUUAUAAUACUAUUAUAACGAUAUUAAAUAGAUACCGCCGUGACAAAACGCAUACAAGGUGUCUGUUUCGCCGUGCAGUGACUUUUCCGCUUCGAGUACCGUUAUACAAUAAUUAAUUGUUCAAACCUGACUGUCGGAAAUCAAUAUUUGUGUUUAUGGAGAUAAAUGCCACUGCUAUAAGCGUAUGGGUUUCUAUAGUAUGUUUGGUCCGAGGGAAGAAAAGCUUAAGUAAAAUAUGUUGUCUAAUUUUUUUCAAUAUAAGCGUAUCGAAUGUCGAGAAUCGCUAAACGGCUAUAAAUUACCGUUUUCAAGUACGCCUUAGCGAUGCAUCACGAUUAGAUCAUAAUUUUCAAUAUAAAAUGUGUAUACGCACACUUCUGUCAUUUAGAUUUAAAAAUAAAGGAGUAAUUGCAUAAGACAUAAAAAAAAAAGUUAAAAAAUGAUAUAAGUUCUUCUUCUUCCUCGGGACAGAAGAUUUAUGUCAAAACAUUUUCGGUACGUCUUGGAAACCGUUAAAAAUUUACCGGCCCACCUCGCAAUGUGUGAGACGCCCCGGAUACGUUUUAUACACUCGGAAAUUUAGCAGUUCGCGUAAGACUGUUUACCGAAUACACACAGUUAAAUUUCGCCGGGAUAAAUCAUUAGACAAAGACCAAAAAAAAAAGCAAAUCCGUUUUGUCUGCGGUUUGAUUGGCGGCGAGGCUUAUUUCAUUUUCCGUCGCAGUCGUCGCUCGCAUCACCGUGAGUAAUCCCACGCCGCCCAAGUCCUGCGGUCCGUUUGUAUAAGUCUAUAUAACAUAAGUAGGUACUGUAUAGUCUGUCUGUCUGUCCGUUGAUUUCUGUCACGUUUUUGCGACCACGGUGUCUGUGGCCUGUAUUGGGAAUUAUUGUUAUUAUUAUUAUCAUCACCAUCUCUGUUAUCGUGACCUUUUGCAACACGCUUCGAGACGGAGAUAACGUAACGACAAUACGAUUUAAUAUUAAACGGCGACUUUCAGUAAGUCGUUAACCGACAUAAUGUUGUUUUGUUCGCCAACAGGUGUUUUAAUACAACCCUGUACAUAUAUAUAUAUAUAUAUAUUAAUGUCGUAUGUACAAUUGGUGCGAUUCUGCGCAGCGUGCCGAGCGCUUGCGUAUAAUAUUGAUAUUAGUAUUUUUGUUUUAGUUUUUCGGUUUUUCUCGUAGUUUUACAUUAUAAUUGAGAAAACCCGGCGGAAAAGCGUACGAAAACCCGGAAAGUUUAUCACGGCAAUGCCGCGGUUUCAUUAUAUAUUCGGUUUUGUGAUUUUCUCGUCAUUCGGUUUUAAAUCACUGCAGAGACUCGAAUCCGUAUUUCACAGAAUAACUACUUAAAUUAUUAGCUCUGUCUAGACGCGGUAAAACGUUGGUCUGGAGAUUUUCGAGCUACUCAAAGGUAUUUGAUGUUUCCUAGUAUUUUUUUUUUUUUUUUUUUAUAUUUAGUUUUCCAAUUAGUUUUAUGUGAAUACAAUUGUUUUAGUCAAACAGAAACGCUUGACAAUUUAACGCGAGGUUCAUCACAUUAAAAGUCGUACUUGUAGGUAAAUAAAACAUAUUGAGCGUAAUGUAGUUGUUUUAUUUUUAUUUUUUUUAUAAGCGUUUUAAGUUUAAAUUUCGGCGAAAACCAUACGAAUAGCGGCAUUUUAAGACAAAAUGUGUAGCCGAAUUUUGUUCAAAAACGUAUUUCAUUAGCAAUGAUUCAUUUUCGCGUACACAGAUACAUGAAUUAAAUAACUAUGACGCGUGUAGCUAUGCAUGACCAAUAAUAUAAACUUCCCAAACUUUUUUUUUAGUUUUACCAUAAUAUAUUAUUAUUAUCUCGAGUACGAGAACGAAAAUUCUGUUCGUAAGUAGCAUAAUACUUAUACUGUAACAAAUCUUAUCGCAAUCUUAUUCGUGUAUUAUGCUUUUGUUCGGUAUAUUAUAUUUUAAUAUUUCGUCGCAUACAAUAAUAAAUGUUACGGCAAUAUGUAUGUAUAGCUAGGUACCUAUGUAUACAAUACUCGUAUUAUAUUGUAUAAAUAUUGAAAUCAAUUUGGAAACCGCUGACUUUGUUAUUAUUAUCCGUCUUUGUGUUAAAUUAUAGUAUAUUAUAUACAUUAUAAGACGAUUGAAUUUUCCACGGAAUAAAUUAUACUUUCGUAUAAAUAUUACCAUAUCGUAUGAUUCACAUUUAUCGGCGGAGAUUUUCGAUGAUAAUAAUAAUAACAAUAUUAAUAAUAAUAAUAAUUAUAUUAUUUUAACGCAGUCGUAAAAUAUACAACUCGUAAUAUUGCGGGAUUAUGCUAUAGACGUUUCAUAUAGUUGUGCACAAUACAUAUUUAUAAUAAUAUUUCGAUUAAUUGUCUUCGUUUGUUUUUAAUCUUUUGUAUAAAAACAACGAUUUUUAAUUUUUAUAUCUUUUUUUUUUUCAGGUAAGUGUAUACGGUGAAUUGUUUGUUGUUUGUACAUAAAACUCAAGUAGUAUGGAUUCGCAGUGAGUAUAAUAUGAUAUAUUAUGUUUGAUAAUUUUUUCAAUAAUAUAAUAA